This is a messenger RNA of Porites lobata, 52975 nucleotides long. The record is from the annotation of a GenBank genome assembly. NCBI's taxonomy places the organism in Eukaryota, Metazoa, Cnidaria, Anthozoa, Scleractinia, Poritidae.
AUGAUACCUGAGAUACGCGUUCAACAUUGGUGGGCGACCGGGUACAAAAAGCCUAACACAUUUGAUGUCCAACCAGUCGAUAUGUGUUCCACUCUAGCUACAAAGACAGCGAUUAAGAUUUCUAACAGCAGUGUUGUAACAAGAAGAAUAAGCGAAGAGAGUGCCCCUGAUGGAAGCAAACUAAAGCCUGCCGAAAGGAUGGAGAGGAGGAGAAAGCGAAGUUUUUCACUCGAUCCGCAGAUUUUACUUCAGUGGGCAGCGACGCACAAUGACGUGGAAACGUUGAAAAAUUUGUUGGAAACAACGAAAGUGGACGUAAAUGAGCCAGGUGUAGAUGGCUUUUAUCCAUUGCAUCGAGCGGCGAGUACGGGUAGUUUGGAGUGCCUUCAGUACCUUGUAACGAAAGGCGCUCAGCUUGAAGUGCGCGACAAAGAUGGCUCGUCACCACUAGAUGCUGCGGUGAGUGAAGGUGAAUUUGACUGUGCGAGAUUUCUUAUAGAGAAAGGAGCAAAUAUAAAUCAUAUUCGUGAUGGUUUUACAGACAAGGACCUGGUUAGAGUAGGAAGAAGGAACAGAGGAAUGACAAGUAUAUGGUGACAGAAAAUUGGAAGGGUAUAAACGUUUUGAGCUAUACACGCGAGAAUCUCAAAAGCACUGAUGAAAAAGACGACUUUUAGUUUUGGUGAAGAUUGCAACAGCAGGGAAACUCUGGGAAUUGACUUGCUUCGUGUGAGGGGACAUGUGUUAGAUAAUAUCGGUGUUAACAAGUAAAUCUAUUGAGCAGUGCAUGUCUUUGGUCAAGAAUUGUUUGCGUAUCUCAUAAAUCAAAUUUAACAAGAUCCAAAUGGAAUUACAUUGCCCUCUGAGUAGUUCGCGAAUUACAAUAGCAUGUUAUGCUCCAGUACAACUGCGUUAAUGCUGACUUAAAAGCCGGAAAUGUCCGUGAAUAAUCAAGAUAACGACACGAAUGGUUCAAAAGUGAGAAAUGUUGACCAUUUAAAUCGUUUACAAGUGUUAUUUGUUAAUCGGAUUUGUAAUUUUCACUUGCAGUGGAACUAUUAGCCCUUCGUUUUUCAUAUACGUUUUGCGGUGAAAAUAACCGGCAAGACGAUCUGUAAAUAGAAUGAAAAACCAUAAAUAACUGCAGCAAAUUCUAGGGAUCAGUCAUCUGUGAAAUAAUAUCAACAGAAAUUAAAAAUGUUAAAUUAUCGAGGUUUGUACGAUAACGUCUAAAACCAACAACUACUUCAAUCAAGUGUAAUUUGCCUCUCAGGGUGUGAUACAAAUUCAAUGUUCAACUUUUUAAUUAAAACCAUUCGGUUAUCUGUCCCUUCUAACCCAAAGACGCGUAUUUUGCGAAGUAUUUAAAUGUGUUGCAUGAGAUUCCUGAUUUCGAUCUCCAGCUUUUAAAGCUCUGUUGACUGAUCCACUGAGGACGUCAACUUGAUUAACACGCCCUUGAGAGCGCUUAUCAAUAAUAAACACGCAAUCUGAAAGAAAUACUAUAUAGGCAUCUUUAUAAAAUAAUAUUUCGUCUGACAGCUUGCAUUUCUCCAAUCGCGGUAUAUAUUUCGCAAAAAUUUUGCUGUAAACUUUCAAAUAGCCUUAUUUAAUUAAAUUCAAAUAAAGUAAUAUCAGGCUGUUUACAUUCAUUAACGUAAAAAGGCUUAUCUUCUUAUUACAUAUCUUUUCUAAUAAAGAUCGGGCUGCGUGUCAGUAAUCUAAAGAGAGAGAUUUCGGUCUCGAACUAAUGACGUCCACCCUGACGAGAAAGCUAAUUAUCAAAUUGCAGCCAUAGUAGUUUUUCUGCCCUAGACAACAACGAAUGCUCAGCUUCUAACAAAACAAUCUACGAGUUUACGAUUUUGACACCGUAAUUAAGCACACCCCUUUCCCAGACUUCCUCAGAAAGACGUGUCCGUAGCACAGUCUUGUAAAAUAUUUGGGUUUUGCCCAAUCUAUUUUUGUCGACUGAGAGAACAGAUAAAACAGGCGCAAGACACGAGUCUAAAUGAGACAAACAGGCACCAUAGUCCGAAUAUUUAAGCGCGGUAUUACUAGGUUUUCUAAGGGGCCCACUUUCUUUAACCCUCAAAGCCUUAAGAGUGAUGAGCGUCAAAUUUCUCUUUGUAAUAUCACUGCUUUUUAAAACAGGGUGGUCAUGAGAAUUAAGGACAUGAUCACACAAGAUGAAUCUAAUUGAUUCUUCAACAAAUUCUCCCCACUUCUUCUAUUGAAAACGCAUAGGGAUAACAAAUGGGAAUUUGAAUUUUGAUGUUAGAGUUUAAAGGGUUAACACUAAAACUGAGGAGCUGAGUCACAAAAUUUUGAAAAUUCAAACAGGAGAAAUGCCACAAAACUGAGGGAAACAUACAAAUAACUGCUCAAGACAUUAAAAGAAGGUCUACAUCAUACAACAAAAUACAACAGAAGGCGCGGUUGGUGACUGAACUUGAAGAAGAUUGAAACGCAUUGCAAUUGUGGUUUCUUGAAAACUGGUUUUCUUGUCGCUUGCUCCAUACUUAUCUGUCACUUUGGAGGUCAAUUUAAAUAUAACUCAGCACCAAAAUGAUGUGACAUUUUUUGGGGGGGCAGGGGGGGUUGCUCAAUAAAAAUCGAUUAAUCGCCCAAUGUAAGGUAAUCCAAGACAGUCGACUUGAAUUCUGGAUUACACGCUGUGGAUUCCGGACUCCAAGUACUGGAUUUCGGAUUUCAAUCGUUAGCAGGAUUCCGGAUUCCUUGAGCUGAGUUCCCGGAUUCCAAAGCCCUGAAUUGCGGAUUUAACAAGCAAAUAAUGUUAUCAUUUAUUUUCACAUAUAUUUGUUUUAACCUGAUUGUGAUCAUGACCAAAUUUGUCGCAUUUAUCUCCUCAUUGCGAUCUUAAAGUCUGCAAUUUUUUGUAAACAAUAAAUAAAACACCACUUCUGUUGCUUUAUAAUACCUCUUUUUAUAAUGGGACUUCUACCACAACAGCUCCAAAUGCAGAUAGAAAGUCAACAGCAUCAGCAACAACAACAACGGAACAUGAUUCAGCAUCAACUGAUGGCUAUGACGCAGCAGUAACAACAGCAGCUGCAGUUGAUGUUUUCAAAUGUUUAUAAAGGUGACAAUCAGCAGCAGCAAAUGCUCGAUUGCAAAAUACUGUUGGUUCCAUUCGCUAUGAUGGAGUCUUGAUUUUCCCGCGCUUGCUAAAUCACCUACUCCCGUUAAACGUAUUCAGCCCCAGUACUCACGUACGCGUCCUGAGCGCUCGCGUAAUGUUGCCAAAGCAGUCUAGAUGUACGUGUACUUAACAGAGAUAUUCUUAGUUAUGAGAGUUCUGUGUUUGUAAUAUAUACCACCAGUUCAUUGAUCAAAGAAUACUCUAACCGCAGUAAAUCAUACAUUUACUACAACGAGAUAUUCGUAAAGAGACGAGAGUUUUUUGACGACUUGAGAGUUCAGUAAGACAUAUACUUGACAAAAGAUAUUCUCACUUGAGAGUUCUUGAGAUUCACUGUGUUUAUCUCUACAGAUAAUGAUUUUUGCUCAUGGUUCUUCUCUCAUCUUCAGGAAGCAUGAUAAUUCUUUUCUUUUUUGACUUCGGGACUGCAAUGAAAGCGGAUGCUCAAACGUUUUAAAUCUGUUUGCUUUCAUGAUUCCACACUGCAUAUAUCAUCGGUUUAAUAUCGUUGGCUAUGAAGCAGCUUGAGCACGACAUAUCUUGAGACGAUUAAAAUAAAAAUAAUCUCGCAGAUGCUUUAACAUCCAACAGUUAAAACUGUUGCCGCUUGAAGGUAACCGUUAUGUUGCCUGUGUGACACUCUCGUCCCAUCCAUGAAAAGCGCCUAUUAACCGCAAUGUUUGUAGCCUUCGACCGCUAAAUAUUGAGGCUAACGUUGACAGCCGUAAAAUAAAUAGUCACAGACAUUAAACCCCAGUAUAUUUAAAUGUUCAAAUUUACUUGCGCUUGUAUUUUCCUAGCAUUAACUUUAUUCCAUCGUUCAUACAGAAACAAAAAAAUCAGUAAAGCCAAAGCCAGGAGCUUAUAAAGCCUGGAGUCAGAUUGAAAGAAAAGACUGUAUAGUGUACGCUACAUUACAAAUACUAAACAAGAUACAAAUCUAAGAUUAAAUAAGCUUACAUGCAUGUAGUCCCAUAAAAGAUACAAAACUAGUGACUAAUAAACUGAUUAUAAGAUAUAAAAAAGAGGACUGUAGGGUAAAUUACAAAAUUAAUACUGAAACAAGAUACAAAACGUAAGAUUAAGUAAGCUUACAGGCAUGUACUCCUAUUAAAGAUGCAAAAGUAGUGACAAAUCAGAUAAAGUAACAAUAUACCUAUCAGAAUCCUGCGCUAAUUCAGUUCAGGCUUAGCUUACAAGGUAAAGUUUAGGGUUCUUUUUAAAGAUAGUGUUAGUAAGGUUGUAACGCACAGUCAAGGGGAUAUCAUUCCAAAUAGUCGGGGCUUGAGAACUAACAGCAAAUUGAUACCUUAAGGGAAUUUUACGUAAGUUAAAACGAGAACGAAUUGAAAAUCAUGAAAAUCAAGAUUAAGGUGGAGGAGCGAGAAAAGAGACGAAGGUAAAAGGCGAUUGAAAUGUGAGAAUACAAAGCAAGAAAGAUGGAAUUUAUUGAAUGAAUGAAGAGAAUAUUAAGCUUAAUAUUAAGCUUAGAGGAAAGAGGCUUAGAACGUGUUCGUGGUGGAGAAAAGGUGAUAAUACGAAUGCUUUCUUUUGGAGUAGAUAAAGAGGUUCAAGGUAGGAGGCAUAUGUAGAUAACCAGAUGAGAUUACAAUAGUUGAUGCAAGGUGGUAAAGGAGAAUUACUUAAGGUUUUUAAAUUGAUCGAGGGUAAGAAUCGUCUCGAUUUAGAGAAAAUUCCUAUACCCUUAGCGACUUAUGACAGACGCUAGUGAUGUGGGGUUUCCAUGAAAUGUUUUCAUGAAUGAUAAUUCCAAGACAUUUAUCUCCCUGCACCAGUGCUAUAGGGGUGUGAUUUAUAAAGAUGUUUAAUUCUAAAGGAUUAAUCUUUUUACGCCGUGGAUGGAAGAUGAUAAAUUUAGACUUAUCAGGGUGAACAGUGAGCUUGUUUGCAUUAAACCAGGAGGAGACAUAAGAAAGCUCUUGAUUAAAAUGUCCUUGGAAACACCGAAAAAAACUAUGAAAAAAUAUGUUGCUAAGGCGCAAUCAUUUGUUGUAACAGAUAAAAGUUUCUUUGCCAACAUUGUGAAAGAUAUAUUAAAUAGAGCUUUUCAGUUUGUAGGUUUAGGUGAUAUGUCUGUAGGUAAAGUAGAAGAGGUAUCUAGCUCUAAGCCUUUUCAACUUAAGUGUUCACAUCAAUAUCACACCCAGGUGCAUCAUGCUAUGUUUGUGUCCAAAAAAAAUACACCGACUUACAUGUUUUUCUUCCCAAAGAGAGGUUUUGUACGUGAAUGGCAAAGAAAUAAUUAUAACUGGUUAUUUUAAUAUAAAUAUGCUGAUUGAAGAAAGUUCAAGGAAACAUCUCUUAGCGAAAUGCCUUAAAUGCAUGCAUUUUGACCAGCUGGUAACUGAUAUAACAAGACUGGUUAGUGGAUCUUGUUUGGAUCAUGUUUAUGCAAACAGGAGCAAGAACACUGUGGACGUGCUAGUGUAAAAUUAUGCUCUCUCAAACCACCUGCAAACCUUUUGCGGUGCGGAAAUAUUAUAAACUAUCAGAGAAAAAUAAGGAAGGGUACUGUACAAUUAAGUACCGAACAUAAAAGGUAUUGAUAACACAGCAGUUAGUUAAACUCUAGCCAACUCCUCUUGGGACACUGUGUUUGACGAUGACGGAAGAGAUGAAAUACUUGAAUCACCAAUCACUUUGUGCUGCGAGGGAGAUGUUCUUGGUUGUCAGUAUUCGCUGGGUUUAUUAAGCAUGUCUCGUUCUACGCGUAACUGUUGGGAUGCUAUGUUGCCGUGGCCCUCGACAAGUUUGGCUUCUUCUGCUGGAUCCUCUACAUCGACCGCUGCCCCGACAACAAUGUCCUUGCCUCCGUCGCUGGUUCAGCAGAUCGUGGAUGCGGUGAAGGCCUCAUUAGCGGCAGAAAAAGUGGCGGAUCAACCUCCUGUGGCCAGCAUUUUGGGUGAAUUACAGCCCAUAACCGCAUCCUCUACUGUGUAGGCUGUUGGGGGUGUUCCGAAGAUCUAAGUUCUCGCUCAUCACCGUUCGGCGCAAAUUCCACCUUUAUCAUGCCUUUGGAACAGCAGAGUACGAACUUUAUCCCUAACCCUCUUCUAGUUUUGCAUCGACCUUUUUGUCAUGGCCCCAGUUUUGCCCCGGUUCCCGCAAAACUCGUGGGCCAGAUCGUCCCUAGGAAGUUCGUCGAGUUAAGCGACUUGUUACAAGCCAACAUCGCUCAGUCGGAAUCAGAACCAAAGCUGGUCUUUGAUAGUCGUAUGAUCCUGACCAGCAAUCCCAAGCGAUCUCGCAAGAAAAUUGAUGACAUUGUCACUUGGAUGGAGGCUUUCUCCAUUGUUGCAAUCAUGCUCACUUCUUAUUGAGUCACUGAUGGUCAUUUGUUGUACAUGAUCUGUUUUAUUGAUUAUUAUUACUACUGCUAUUACUAAUUUUUAUUAUUUUCCUGUUCGAUGUCUGGUUUUCCUUUGUAGGCAGUUUUCCCUAACCCUGGCCGAGCUCUUAUCCUCGUUUCCGGGCAUUCUGCCUCCGGUCUAUGUGGUUACUCCAAUUCAUUUGGACGAAUUUGCACUGGACCUUGAGAACCACCCUAGCCAACCACAGUUGUCCUUCGUACUUAACGGUCUAAGCAAGGGGUUUGAGUGGGCUAUAACUAUCUGCGUAUCCUAAAUCUGCUUCUAGGAACAAGCCCUCCGCUUAUGCACAUCCAGAUAUCGUUGAUGCUUAUUUGGCAAACGAAGUCUCUAUUGGGACAGUGGUCGGGCCCUCCCAUUUGGUCGUCGAUCUGCACCAUACCUCUUUAAUUCUGUAGCAGACACGGUGGAAUGGAUAAUAAAAAAUUCGCACCAGAUCCAGGAUUUACUGCACUGCUUUGAUGACUUUAUCACAGUGGGUCCCCAUAAUUCUCCCCUGUGUGCUCAGUACCUUGGCAUCGUUAAACAAGUCUGUCACACUCUGGGCUUGCCUAUUCAUCCCUUUAAGUGUGUGGGGCCCUCUUCAUUGAUGGUGGUCCUGAGCAUUGAAUUAGAUUUGGUGGCUUAAAUUGCUAGGCUCCUCACCGAUACAUUGGAAGCAGCUGGUCAGCUAACUCAGCAGUGGCGUCCCAGGAAAUGGUGCAAUCCUAGACAACUUGAAUCACUGACCAGUCACCUUCAGCAUGCUGUCUAAUCUGGCCAAAUCUUGUGUCGGAUGAUAUAUUUGUUGUGCUGCUUUCGUAAGGAAGACUACCCCAUCCGCCUGAACUUACAGUUUUCCCUCGACGUUGAGUGGUGGCACACCUUCUUGUCUUCAUGGAAUGGUGUCAGUUCGUGGCUUUUUCCCGGUAUGUCUCCUCUUCCUGACAUCGAAGUCGUUUCAGAUGCAUCUAGGUCUUUAGGGUUCUCAGCACACUUCGAUGGCGCACGGUUCAGCAGUUCCCUGGCGGACCUGCUGAAACCUCAGUCUAUCACUUAUAGGAAAUAUUCCUAGUUGUUCUUGCAGCUCAAGUGUGGGGAGCUCAGUGGCCUCGACAGCACAUCUUGUUUCGUUGCGACAAUGAAGCGGAGAUGCACAUCCUAAAUUCUAGGACUUCCAAGGUCCCUGCUUUGAUGCAUUUGCUUCGAGAUUUGGUAUUGCCUGCAACCCGUUUCUCCUUCUCCUUUUCUGCCAAACAUGUGCCUGGAGUUCACAAUGAAAUUGCUGAUGCUCUGUCGUUUUCGUUGGCAGGUGUUCUGGCGCCUAGCACCUCAAGCAAACCCUCAGCCCACGCCACUCCCGCAGCUGCUCCAGGUUCAGUUAACCUCUCGACUUUGCAGGAACGAUGUGUCAGCUUCCUCCUUCAUGGGCUAGCCACCUCUACCUACAAAUUCUACGCGUCAGCUCAGAGAAAAUGUUACAAGUUCUGUGUCCAAGCUGGUAAGCUUCAGGCAAAUGGUUCUCCGUGCCCUGCGGAUGAAUGGACUCUGUGCCUUUCAGCCACCUUCCUGGCUGAUUCUCCAAGGGCGGCUUCCAUCAAGGUCUACUUGUCAGCUGUUCAUUCGCUCCACAUAGAAUAUGGAUUUCCUGACUCUUUCCUUAAUUUUCCUCGCCUGCAAAGAGUGGUGCGUGGUAUUAAGUGUCUCCAAGGCUCUGCCUCGUCUGAACAGCCCCCCCAUUACUGAUUCAAUUAUGUUGGUGAUUUUAUUCUUUUGAUCUUGCACUGCCUGAUCACUGCAUGUUUUGGGCUGCCUUUACUCUGGCUUAUUUUGGCUUCCUUCGAGCCUCAGAAUUCACGGUCCCUAGUGCCAACAGCUUCCCGCCUUCGGACCAUUUGACUCUUCAGGAUCUUGCUUUAGACUCUUUAUCUUCCCCACAGACCCUGCAUGUUCAGAUUAAGGCUUCUAAGACUGACCCUUUCCGAAAGGGAACUUCUAUUUAUAUUGGCCUUGGAAAGUAUCCUUUGUGCGCUAUUCGUGCCGUGGUGUCCUAUCUUACUGUAAGUGGGGAUGGCCCUAGCCCCCUUUUCCAGCUUCAGUCGGGUCAGCCUCUGUCUCGUCAACUUUUCUCUGUUAUUCUUAAGAGUAUCCAAUCAUUAACCUGUUGACAGAAAGAAUAAAACUGAAUUUACUUUUUAACUUUCAAAUCUGAAUUCAAAUUUCGCACUAAGCCUGGGUUAUCUUAACCCAGCUUUGAACAACCCGGCCUUGGUUAGCACCAAUCAGCCUUCAAACUACAGGGCCCUGAUGACACCACACCCCAGUUGCCUAUCAAUUCUCAUUCAUUUAGUCAUGUACGUUUAAUAUUUCAGUGUUAGUCACUUUUGUACGUUUAAUAUCAGUGAGAGUAUAGUAACGCUUGAUUUAUAAACACCAAAACGUCUUAACUGCAUUGACAAAGCAAUUUUACAACUGUGAAGAAAUACUGUACAACUCUCGUUAUAAUGGAUGAUUUACAUCACUGACUCAGUGAAUGAGCCAGUGGAACAUUGCAGUUUCUUUAGCCCUUUUAAUAUUGGUUAAAAAAACGUAUGGCAGAGGUUGUCUGCAUUUUGACACAACAGACACAGUCUUGAACUCCUGUAUUAACCUUUCACAAGAAUAAGGUAUGAUUUGAGGUAUCAUUAUUAUGCUUUUCUUAUCAUCAUCAUCAUUAUUAUUAUUUAAAACAAGGGUGCUAAAACAGUUCUUACACAGGUGCACCACGUUAGCCACUAUUUUAGGUAUAUCACUUAUAAUUAUUGGUCACGUUUUUGCAAUGAUUGUGUUUUGCAGCUUUUUGUGAAAAGGAUGAAGGUGGCAACAAAUGCAUGAAAAGAGGUCCUCCACAAGCUGGACGCCAACUUCAUGAGCGAUGAGGAAGAUGGAGAGGAUGACCAGUCAGGGCUGUGGACAGUGAGGUCUCCAGCUUGGAGUAGUAGAAGGUUUACGUACUUAAUCAACUCUCCCCAACAGAGAGUCGAAGCAAAGUCGUCAUCUUCUCAUUCAAGCAACCCAAGGGUCCAGGUAGAGCCUUCCGCCCGCCAACCACCCCCAAGUUCGCCUACAUGGGCUGUUUCAAUUAUUACGGAGCCAGAAGCAUCACCAGAAGCACCCGAAGAUCCUCCCUCACCACAGUCCCUCUCCCAAUAUUUUUCCCCAACGAGAUGGAAUGAUGAUGAUGGCGAUGAUGAUGGUGAAGAGGACUGGGCGGACGCCAGUCUCGAGAAAACGGCACCGGCAAUUGCUCGACUGAGUUGUAAUUUCAAUUUUUUGUUUCCUGAAUUUGUUUGAGAAAAAAAUGAAUGUUUUGGAUAAAAGAUUCAGGUUUUUGCAGUGUUAUAUUUUCUUUCACAAUUAUCUUUGAACUGUAUUAUCGUUUUCGUUUAACUUUUAUUGAGAGAGGUAUAAGAAUUAUCAUACCGUUUAGAAAACAUGUAAAAAAGCGAGCAAACGAGAUUUCUUUCAGUCAUAAAUUCAGAACAUUAUUUUUAUACUGUUAGUCUAAUUUACACAAAUGUUAAUGUUUGCCUAAGAGUUGUUCUAUAAAGACAUGUAAAUAAAUAUCUCUUGCGAUUCAAAACCUUUUUUUUUGGCUGAUGUGUAGGGCAAAUAACGUUGAAUACCCAUUGGGUAAGACAGGGUGGUUUAAAGAACGAGUGAAUGGUUCGAACAGUUUAGCAAUCAUCUCCAGUAAAAUACUAAUGCCGUUAAUAAUGUCCCUUAAACGUGCAACGUAAUUAAAGCCUGAAAAACAUAUAGUGAGAUAUCAGUGGAGGAACAACACGGGAUCCCUUUUUCAAUAUCGUGCAUCGAAAUUUAAAGUAACGCUGAAUUUAAUACAAUUUAAACGCCUUGGAAUAUUUGAGUUCCAUAGAGCUUCAUUGAAAAACUAAGCAUUGGAAAUUUCGUGAACCGUGGAAUUUCAGUGCUGUCAAAACGCCGGUAUUUCAUGUAUCGUGGAAUUUCAGUCAAGUGAAAACAGUGGAAUCUCCAUGUACCAUGGAAUUUCAUGGCAUUUUACGGCAUGGAAUCUUCAUAUUUCAUUAACAUUUUGAAGAUAAAUCAGAAUAACGCCAUCCGUAUCGUGGAAAUUAAUUGAAAGUGAAAAGCAAACCUUUGUUGUCGAGGGGUUGCUAUAAAACUUUUUCAUCGACGAUACUCCAUAAUACUCGGCAUGUCUAGAAAAAUAAGGACGUUUUCAGGACUUGACACGUGGCGUUUCAAUGACGUGUCCAGACACCGGAUAUUCCAUGCCGCGGAAGAAGUUCGAUUCAGGAAGAAUACGGGUCCUGAUACUCAAUGUACACGCUGCGUGUCCGGAACCCGAUAUCCCUCCACAUUUCCGUUGUUCAAAAGAAUACGGGUUCGUUUCAAUUGACAUCGGGACCAUGGCACAAGCUAUUUCACACAGUUUUGGUUACCAUGGUUACUUCCAAGGCAAUACUCCCCUUUUGCUCUUUUGGCCCUUCCACCUUUAAGGCACCAAGCUCCUCUUGUCAAUGAGUUUAAUUGUAUUUUUACCUCCCAGGCGCACUUUGCAGAAAGAAAUUUCAUCUCAAUUGCGUAUUUGCUCCUGUAUUUUUGUACUAAAACCACCAGAAAAUCGAUUGAUGUAGGUCUUUGUCAUGUUUGUGAACAAUCACCAGCGAGUCGCAUUGAAACUUUGUUUGUGUUUUUUAGCCUUUCCGGAAGCAAAAGGGUUUACAGGUCAAAAAGAUGCUAAAUCAUGACCUGUUCCGCCCUUUAUUGUCUUUUUGCUCUGUAGUGAUUUGUCUCGAAACAUUAGUAACUGUUGGCUCAAUUUUACUUUGUAUGCAUGUAAAGGAGAUGGAGUGGUCACACAAACAUGAUUUGGCGCUGUGCCUAGAAGCGUCAGUUAUGGAAACCUACCAACACACCUUUAGAAGCAAGGAAAGGGGAGAUGUAUGGUACCAGAUAUCUGUACACCUAAGUGGCCUUGAUCAUACAAAAUUCAAAGUCAAUAAAAGGUCCGCGAGAAACAGACUGACCAUGCUAAUUACCAAGCAUAAAGCGAAAAUGCGAAAAGAGGAAAAAGCCUCUGGAAUCACUUGCGAAGAGACCAAACUGGACCAAGCUCUAGAAGAGAUAAUUGACAAGAAGUUGGUCGACGAAAAAAGUUCCGAGGUAAAGAUGAUUGAACACGUCAUUCGUAUUUCCUUUGUUUACAUGGGAAAAUCGUCGUCAACAGCAGCGUGCGCUUCACUCUCGAAUUUGCCGUGAAUGACGUUCCUGAUCCAGUCAUUUCAAGGCGCAGUUCGUCGUUGUUGUCUCUUUCAUCGUCAAAGCUUAAGGUCCCUAUUAAUGCGCACAUUAAGACUUGCUGAAAGUGAUGCAACAGCUUGUAGACUACUGAAGAAAAUACACUGUCCCAAAUCCACUGGAUGUGUGUAUAUUCUUUUUUCUGUCCUCUCUCAGCACAGGAGAUGUGUAUCCCAUGCAAUUAUUCACGCUAAACACAAGCUGCAAGACAUUGUAGAUGAAAGGUUGCCACUGAAGGAGUUCAAGCAGAAUUUUGAAGCAGAGAAUAGACUUGCGACCCUAAAGCUUACACCAACGGCAUUUCAAUUCUAGCAACAAGAAAAGCUUCUACUUCGAUUGAUCAGCGUUUAAGCAGUGCCCUCCCAGUCCUUAGUGCGUUUGCAGUUUGAUGUUAUGAUGGUUCCACCUCCAGAAAGUGUGAACUUUAAGGAUUUUGGGCACACAUCGAGAAACUUGCUGAACGUUUCUACAAUGAGUCCAGUCUUCGUUGUUAAGUGAAGAAGCAAGGUUACCAAUGUAUUGGAUUCAAAAAGCAUAAAAAAUAUUGCCCAGACCACCUUUGCAAAAGCAAAAGCCCCCAUACUAAUUAAUAAGUGCUUCUGGAUUUUCUUUCUCUCCGUUUUACGGCUUGUAUUUUCCGAGCACUUUUCCUGCGCUCCUUGUAACAAAAAAGACUCUGAAAAACAAAUGGCUUCGAGAGGCAGUCCGUAGAUCAGAUGCUGACUGCUGCUUUACAUUUCCGUAUUUACUAGGCAUUUAUCCAAAAUUGUAAAAGAGAAUUAUGAAAUUUUCAAGCAUCCAAAUUUACUACAUUCUAGGAUUCUCCUAGUGAAUUAUGUGUCAAUUUUGCAUGCUUAUCACCACAACAAACACUGGUGCUUGUAUUAGGUACAAUUUCAGCACGUGUUAACGUGCGAUUACAUGAGCUCAUUUUAAUCCGAAGUUUUGUCAACCCCAUGCAUAAUGGCUUAAAGCCAGCUUAGCCCCUUCAAGUGUAUGAUAACGAUCCUUUCGAGGAGAAAGCAAAUCUAUAUCUUGCAAUACAAUUUAUUAUUAUUGGGCCACCUGGAGUCGGAAAGUCCCACGCAGCCAGGCAUCCCUGCCAAAUGCCUUUGAAAGAGAAACUUGAAGGGGAAGAUGAACAAAGUCUUCUGGACAUAUGAGCUAUAUUCAACUUCAUUACCGCCUCAUUGCCAAAAAGGCCACUAAAACAAAUUCAUGUUCGAAACUAAAAAGCAAAUAUUCACAGCAAUUGAUGUUCGACCAUUCCUUCCAAGAAUUCGGAGAACAGCAGCAAGCUUAAGACCCGACUCUUUUGCUGAUGUUCCAGUUGUGGAAGAACGCGACGGAAAAGAAGGCAAUGGAUUGCGAAGACGACGAAAUGGAAUCAAAAGAGAUCGAAGAUGAGUAAUAGAAUUCAGUGGCAUUGCUCUAAGCAGCUCUUCCAUUUGAAUGCAAGAUAUCACUAAGACCACCUAAAAGAACCCUAAAAUGAAGCCUUGGAUGUCGAUGAAGCGAAUAUAAAAGGAGUUUGGGUUACAGUUAGGGUUACCACCUGCUUGUCACAAAAAGCCACCAUAACAAAUUAAUGUUCGAAAUUAAAAAGCAACUAUUCACAGCAACUGAAGCUCAACCAUUCCUUCCAAGCAUUCAGAGAACUGCAGCAAGACUUGCUUGCACAGUCUUUAAUCCUGUGUGAUGCACCUACAAAUCUGAUGGCCCGUAGAGUAGUUGGAGAUGGAAACUACCUGUAUUAUGCUAUUUCUGUGUCACUUGUGGGAAAUACGGAAUACUGAACCAUUACGUAUUUUAAACCGUUGAGUCUUCGCACACCAUAUUCGUUUUUUUUUAACAAGCCCUUUUGACUGUUUUUCGCCCCAAAAGAAAUGCCACCAUGUCAACUAUCCAGAGUGAAGCGAUAGGAGGAUGCCAGUUAGGCAAAUGGUCAUCCUUGUUGUACAUUAUGGCCUUUGCAACGAUGACAAGGAGGCCAAUUUUUACCAUUUAUUCUAAAUGCCUGAGGCUAUCCGUUAUCUGUUACAAGGUAAGGUAAAACCACCUACUGGCAUGUCAAACAAGGUUGCUGAUUAAGAUUGUUUCUACAUUUUUGUUGUCAAAGGAUGGUGGAUUAGACACCCGCCCACAUUCACUUUAUGUCCAGAAUCACUUUGUUCCUCUUUUUGCAAAGAGGCAAGAAUAGGAUUUUGCUCACACAAAGAAAAUCUACUCGGUCUCCAAAAUUGAUGCAAUGCCUACCAAAACAACCGCCCGUCAUGAGAGAUCGCUCAACCGGGAAGACCUCUGGUUCAAAACAGUCGUUAACAAUCAAUUAAUUCAGUUUUCCUUGGUGACAGAAUGUACCUACCAGUACUCGAAAUUCAAUGAUGGAUUAUUUAAAUACAUUGAUAUUUGUAAGCUUUUAACAUUUUUUAGAUGUAGUUUAACAUGAGAGUGGCUCAUAACAAUUGUAUACUGGGCUAGACCUCUCAUGCUCUGGGCAAGUAAAGUAGCAAUACCAGCCAGCUCUUGACUAAAACGACUUCAGGAAAUUUGGAGAGCCCUGAUCAGGGAGUAUUUACGUUUUUUCCAUAAUUUUUUUCUGACAUGUAUCUUCCAAUGUUUCUUCUAAGGUUUCAUCUUUUUUUUCAUAUUGCACAUACUAAGAAUUCCUCACUUGUAACAUCAAGUUGUGCAGGAAUGUUUUUAUGUAUGUUAGAGUGGCUUUCUUCUCAGGUCUGUUUUAUGAUGACAUGUAGCCUAAUCACAGCCAUACAGCUAGAGCUGCUGAAUGACCAAACCACUCAAGAAUUUGUCAAGAGCUUAGUCACAGCCAGAAGGAAAAGGCCUCAAAAGGCAUGUUCUGAGAAUGGAAGGAAAUUUGUUGCUGUUGCAAGAUGGUUUUGAGGCAGUAGUAUCAAGGAUGAGAGCAUGCAGAUUACCUAUUCCAUCACUGCAUCUGAUGGCAGUUAAGACUUGGCAGGGUCCCUUGGUGGGGUGGUCAAUUCAAAAGUCUGGAAGAACUUGUGAGACACACCCUGUACAAGCCAAUUGGGGGAGCAAACCUGACCUGGACCAAACUAAAAAAGUACUUAUGGAGGUCAACAUUGGACAAAAUAAUUAAUGAUAGAUAGUUUAUUAAAAUAUCGAACAUGGCAGUCCGUAGACUGAAUUGCGUUACAAUUACUUAAAACUAAGAUUAAAUAAAUUCCAAAAAUAUAAAUACUAACUGAAAUUAUAACAAAAAACAUUUCUAUAAAAAUGCGAAAAACUCUCUCUAUAUAACUAUGUACAAACUAGUCUAAAAAAUUAUGUACACAUACUUGGAAUAUAAGUGUUCUUAAAACGAUUUGUAUGUGUACGGGGCAUGGCAUAAGCCCUGGACUGUCUUAGAUUAUGUCUGUGUUCUCUCUUAGGAGGUAAGACAGGCACAAGUUUGUGAUCCGGGCAUGACGUGAUAGACUCGAAAAGCUUGCUACACAGAGCCACGCGUCUAGCGUGCAAGGUUACUAAAUCGAACCUGACCAAACAUUCUUAAUAAUUAAAUCUUUAACUUACUUAUGUAGCAUAUCUGUUUCAUAAUCAGUAAAAGGAAAAAAAUUGAAACACCAAUUGAACUACUUCAAAACCUUCAAUGCCACUUUCCUUUGUCAGCCUUAACGAAUUCCCAAAACAAGUUAAAAAGUAUCAUACUUUGUAUUGUACAUAUUAUUGCAUCAGUGUAUCAAGAUAUGUACCGUAUUGUGAAUACUUAUUAAAGCACUAAGCAAUAUGCUGGGCCAGGAUAUCUUUACUUCAUACUGUUAAUGCAUCAACACGUAGAAAGCAGGUUUGUAAUCACAUUUCAUUUUAUAGCACAUAAUUUAUAUGUGUAUACCUCCUCUUUCUUUAUUCAUUAGUAUGCAGGGUUCUUUUGGCUACAUGGCGGCUGAACACAGCGCUCAGAUGUUACCUAUCAAAUUGACAUAAAUAUUUCUGUAGAAGGGAAAGAAUGAGACAGAGCAGACCACAUCACUGCUUUACCAGAGAGUCUAUGCCUUUGAACUAACAUCCAAACAGCCCAUGAAUAUUUUACCAAAGGCAGAAACACGCAGGCCCAACAGAAGCCUUAAGAAUAUGCCACACCAAUGGAUAAAGUUUGGGCAAGAUAGGACUUGCCAAAUUCCCCUUAUGCUCCAUUUUAAGGAGACCAGUUUAAAGCAAAGAUUGCCAAGGAGGCCACUUCAAUCCUAAAGUCUACAUUUAAAGUAGCUGGUCAAGCACAGGCUGAUAUAAAACCAAAGCCUGGGGGGGGACAAUGGGCAAGGACAAAAUUAGAAAAUUUGUGGCUGCUGUGGACAUUCGACACUUGCAACUAAACAAGGCUUCCUCAGGUGCCUUUUUUGUACAUUACAAUCAAGGACAUCAAAUUCCCAGAGGUGGAAGGCAUGUAAAGCCUAUGUGAUUUAGUAGUGUGGGAUAUGGUGCAGGCCUUUUUUUGCCUGUAAUUUCUUUGAUGUUGAAAUUAUACUGGAACGGAAUGCUGCAAACUGCACAUGAAUCCCAGGCCAUAUCUGAGAUUUUGGCUCUGGCAUUACUCAUGCUAUUUAACAGAUGUAAACUUUGUCUGCAUUUUUUUACACUUUAUCUCUUACUUUUUUCCUCACACUAUUAACUUAUUCACCCAUUUACAUGCUUAUUAGCCAACCAGCUAUAUUUGAGAAUAUAUAGCGUGAGUCCUAAGGAACUAUUGGAGUGUCACACUGUUACUUUUGUUAAUCCCAAAUCUUUUGCCACCAUCAAUCUCUUUCCAAGUCAUAGUUUAUCAUCAUACGCAGUGGAUUGAGUCCUUUAUUGCCCUCCUUGAUCAACAAAAACAGCAUCUUCAACUUUGCCUGCACCGAUCAGUCACCAGCAUUUGCCAAUUUUGACAUUGAAAAAUAAUUAUAGCUCUUUUAUUGGUUUUCCUUCAAAGAUACCGAUAGGUUUUGUUAAUUUGCAACUUCGCCGCUUCACCUGUGCAAAUCAAAUGCACAAAUAACAGCGGAAACCAAUUGUGGAAUUCCACACUCUUUAGGCAUCCUACAGAUGCACACGUAAAACUUAUCAAUAUUUUGACAACAAUUGCGUUUUGUCCCGUAUGAAAAUACUUACUACCAUCACAGCCAAUACCACCUUAAUGUCCUGCAUAUUCCAUUUCUCUCCUUCAGUGCCACAGCCAGAACUACCACUCAAAAACUGAGUUUCAAUACAACAAGAAUACAUAACCUACUUCAAAACUUUACGGACCACUACACAAUGCGCUUAAACAUGCAGGUAUGAUAAAUAUCACAUACCCCCACUCUUUGUUUCAAACUCGCCUCCAGUGUAUUAUUAUCAUCAUCAUCAUCAUCAUCAUCAUUAUUAUUACUUACUUACUUACUUAUGUAGUUUCGCUCUGUGUCCUUGAACAGCAGCUAUUUUUUCUUUUUGUGUUCAAAUUUUACCCCACUUCCCACAGCAAAAACGUAGCCAGGUCUAUCACAUCCCUUCAGUACUUACUUAAAUUUGCGCCCACGUUAGACGAAAUUCGGGGAUUUUGUAGUACAGUGAUCAAUUGCAGCACUGAAAUCUUUUAAAGAAAAUCUAUCAACAAAUUUUGGUUUAAUCGCUGUUUUCCUGAAAGUAGCCUUUGAAAUUACAAUACAUGUUUUCGUGUUUUUUGAAAUCGCGCAAGUCUACUUGCGUUUAGUCGGUUUUAGAGCGUAUGAGGGUCAUUUACAGAGCGAAUGAGCAAUAAAAACGUUUUAGAAAUAACCAAAAAGUAGCAAAUUUGUCUGCAUUCAGUCCAGUCUCAGUUCAUGCAUAAUUUAUGCCCUUUUUCAUAGAUUUUUGUGAAACUUCGCACAACACAAGGCAAGCACCCAAGGUGUACGUAGUGUCAAGCAUUUCUAAAGAAAAUGCCAAUAAGUUCUGCUAUUCGAUUUAGAGAUAAACCUAUUGUGACGUCAUUGUCACGUGAUAUUUAUUCCAAUCGCCCAAAAAAUAGUAUCAUAAUAAAGUUUAGUUUAUGUGUAAUACAUGUGUUAUAAUGGUUUUACAAUAAAUGUAAAUUUGUCUAAGAGAUUCAAAGAUGGAAGGGGCACUUACAAAAACACUGGGUAAAGCCACCUUAAUGUAUCGGUGGAACAACUAGUGGCCUGUGGUUUAAGCGAAAUUAGUUUGCAACUGGAAUUUCAACGUUUAACAAAAGAAAUGACACUUCAAAACACCAAAGGAAAUGACACAGGCACGGAAAUCUUAACCAUCUCUUCACACAGUGGUGGGAGCAUUGACAGUGUCAGAGUGAGACAGUGAAACCAACUCGAAAUGCGUUGAAAAGUAUGUAGAACUGACCUUGGCCAGAAGAUCUACAAAGCAAAGUAAGCAACUUGUAUUCAUAAUUUAAUGAUGUCAACUUGUUUGCACUCAAGCUUUUGUGAGCUUAUUCAAAGAGAAAUAUAGUAGUUCACAAGCCAGUGCACUUGCAGUUAAAAGACCACUCUUCUGGCUGUGAGAGAUCGCCUCAAUUAAGUUAAAUAAAAAUGCAAAUUUAUUCCUUCUUUGUAAUUAAAAGCUUAUACUGGAAUGAACCAAGUUCUUUUUCUUUGUCAUGGAAAGGUCAUUUUCUCGUUUAUAGUAUUAGGUAUACACGUAAUAAAAAGGUGAAUGUAAGCUAAGUUUUAAGUCAAAAAGUAUAAUUUUUUAAGCUAAGUUUUUCUAUUCUGUACCUUUGUGUCCCUUUACUACAGUUUUAACCUUAAUAUUGGAUAUUUAUAAUGCACAGAAGAAGACCUGUUCAAGAAAAACUUGUGCAGAAAUGGCUAGGGAACAACAUUCCAAUUUUCCGGAAAAAUGUAACAGCUUUAAAAAAGCUUGAGGAAUUGGUUGAAGAAUUAGCUGGGUCAUGCACUUAAGAACCUGCUGAAUCCAAUAAGCAAGGAAUAAGACAAAACAUUUUGAAUACCCUCAAGGUAACUAGCCUUUUGUUGGGUGGGGAGAUCUAAACACAGCCUUAAUAUAUCUUUCGCAAGUGGCUUGCUCGCAUCGUGCAAACUAUUUAUUAUACAGGUCAUGCACAGAGAUGCUUGGAUAGAUUUUUCAGAAAAAGGUUUGACGCCCAAAAUUUGUGAAGAGGAAAUGCAAGAUCGAGAAUAAUGACAAAGAAGAAAUACAGUUUCAAACACUACAGGCAUAUGAAAGGCAUAUGAAGAAGAAAGAACUUUCCACCAAGAAUCGGAAAAGGUAUUCACCUGGCUGCAGUUCGAUGAGUCUAAAAAAACAACGUUUUGCAGUGUUUAUGGUGAAUUCCCACCCUUGGAUGAUAAACUUUAUAAUUUGGUUAGUAAAAUUUAUUCCCACUAACCCGAGGGUUUGUUAUCCAAAAAAUAAAUUUCGAGCCCUGAAUAUUAGAAGUAUCACAAGAGGCCAGCUUGCCUUAACCAGCAAGACUAUAAAACUCCAACUGAAACCUUCUCUAACCAAACAUGGGUUGGGUUAUUGCUUCCAGUCGCCAACGGUCUCAUUACAGCAGGAUACAUAACAGUCAAGAAAGAAAGUGGUCUUAUCCUUAUGCAUGAGGACAUUAUUUCACAUAAAGGGUAUUUACUAACUAGAACCUCUAUGUCGUUUUUUGUCGCGUCACGGACUGGAGUAUAAUGUAAUUUGAGGGGCUUGAACCACCUGCAUUUCAUUAAACCAAGUGCUUUUGGACUGGCCAUGUUGUGUUGUUGACUUUGCAGUCUCUCCUUAAACUAAUUCACUCGCUUUUCUAACUGACAUUGAUGCUGAGUCCAGGAUAUGGAGGACCUACAACGCAAGGUAGCAUCAAGGAGAGGACACAGAGCGCAUUUGACCAAACUCCAAAACCAAAUGGAGGAUACAAUGGCCAGAGAGAUUGAUGUGGUACAAGGAGCAACAAAUGGUAUUUACAUGGGACAACUGGAACAAAAGCGUCAGAAGUUAUCUCAAUUGGACUCUGAAAUCGCUGACCUCAUUCAAAAACUGGUAGAUCUUGAGCAGGAAAUUCUAGAAUCCGAAGAGUUACAAUGUGCGAUCACGGGACAGAUUUGCCGAGUGAAAACAUUCCUCGAGAUCUCACAAACACAGCAACUGGUCGAACCUACAGAACAAAACAUACAACCCUCCAGUCGAAUCAUCACGACACAGUCGCCACAAUCUGCUGAAUGAGAAAGCAACUUUCCAUCACAAGGAGCAGCGCUGGACACAAGCAUGGUGAGUAUACAGGUUCAAAUUCAAGUACAGUUCAAAAUAUUAGCCCCCUUCACAAACUCAUCCUCACAACCUUUAAUGGAAACCCUCUCUACUGGCAAUCUUUCUGGGAUUCAUACCGAGCGGCGGUAGAUGACAAUCCUUCGUUAAGUGACAUUCAGAAGUUUAACUAUUUAAGGGCUCAAUUACUUGGGAAUGCUAUGAGAUCUAUUGCUGGAUUUCCACUAACCAAUGCUAACUACUAAAGAAGUAUCCAGAUAUUACGAGAGCAAUUUGGUCAACCCCACCGAAUUAUUAAUGCCCGUAUGGAAGCAAUGCUUAAUUUACUCAAUUGGUCAGCCUUCAGCAUUUUUAUGACACAUUGGAAACCCACAUACCUGGUCUUGAAGCGUUGGGGAAGUCACAAGAGUCAUAUGGAGAUACUUUAGUACCAAUCAUUCACAAAAAACUGCCCGUAGAGUUAAAGAAAAGCCUUGCUAGAGAUCAUAGUAACAAGGAGUGGGCAUUAUAUGAGCUUAAAGAAGUAGAGAUACUCAAAGCAGGUCGAAGUAACUCAGAUCUUCCCGAACUUCCCAAUAACCAUAGUUAACUGGGAAAUUCCUGUUGUCAACAGGUGAUCACAUUGCGCAUGCGCGUUCAAGCCAUUACCACAUAGUUUUGCCCUUGUGGCUUGCUUGGAGUUGCCUUGUUGCUGUUUGCCUUUUGUUAGUCUGUUUGGCUUCGAUUCGCCGGAUUAUUACUGGGCUAGUUUGGUUUUUUGAGGUCAGCAGAAUUCACCGUCCCCAGCCUUUCAGCUUUUAACCCUAGCCAUCAUUUAUCUGUGCGUGAUAUCGCUGUGGAUGUUCCUCUUAAUCCGUCUUGCCUCCAAAUCUGCAUCAAAGCUUCUAAAACUGACUCGUUCCGGAAAGGGCGCAACAUUUUGAUUUGGCCUGGUUCUCCUCCUUUGUGCGCAGUUCAACCAGUUGUCUCCUUCCUUGAGCGUCGGGGUAACUGUCCUGGCCCCCUGUUUCUUUUCAAAAAUGGCCUUCCUUCGUCUCGCUCUUUACUUACAGACAGAUUAAGAGCUAUUCUUCUCAAUGCUGGUCUUGCCUGACGAUUUUUCAAGUCACAGUUUCCGAAAUGGGGCACCACUUCUGCUGCAAGGGCUGGUAUUCCGGAUCACCUUAUCCAAGUUUUCGGCCACUGGAAAAGCAAUGCUUACAAACAACAUAUUCAAACUCCUCCCGACCUCAUAACUCGCGCUGCCAAAUCAAUGGUGGAUUAGUUUGGUGAGUGUACUUUUAUUUAGUGUUGCUAACUGCCUUUUUUUGGCCACUACUAGCGUUGUGGUAGCAUCUAUUUGCCUUUGCCAGUUGGAAGCCUUGGUUUCUUUAGCUAUUACCUAUUGCCCUUCCUGCCAACUCGCGUUUCCUGGCCACCUUACCUUGCCUGGAAGGUAGUGCCUCGUGCUAAGAGAGUCUUUGUUUGGAGGGUCGGGCCUCGUGGCACGGCUGUUUCGCAAUGCAAAUUUAUUUUACACAUGUGGUCUAGCAGAACCAUCUGGUUAAUUAUUACAUUCUCAAGUUAAUACCGAAUUAAAACACGCACAUAUUUUAGCGUCCAUGAUAACCUGAGGGCCUCUACCUGUUUUAACCCAUGAAAUCUCAUCAUUUAUGUAAUGUAUGCAUGCGAAAUUUAUCAGUGCGGACCUUUGGAGAUCGACAGAGCAGUUUUUGUCGAAAAUUUGAGGAAAAAUAAUCAAAUUGUGGUCUUUUUCGACAAGAUCGCGUCGCCACGGUGGACUAAGCUAUACCGGCGUGAAUAUCUACACAAAUGUUUUAUUCCAAAUUACCAAGGCCCCGAAUUUUAUUCAACAUCACAAGAGUAGAGGAAGAAGAUGUGAAACCUUCCUCAAGAAUGUACGGAGGUAAGUGAUUUAAUCCGAAUUGUUUGAACACUCAUUUCAGGCGUUUUUAAUAUAUGAAGAUCAGCCGCGACUGAGUCCAUUUUGAAUUUCUGAGAUAAUGAGCUUCGAACAGUUUACACAAAAGACGCAGUUUGAGUUUUAAACAGUGGCAUUUAUAUAAUAAACAAAUUUAUAAAAUUUGGCAGUUACGUUACUUGUACACUUCGAGGCCUUCUGAUCCAGAUGCAGAGUAUUAGAUUGCGAAGUUCGGACAUGCCCAAAAGCAAAAUAUUGAGAGAUUUUUGGGGUUUACAAGUGACACAGCAGUCUUGACUUUUCCCCUCUUUUUUCGCUCUCCUUGCCUCACUUUUUCUCUCUUGCUGGGCGUUUAGUAGGUUUCAUUUUGGUGGGAAACGUUCUAAGGAAAGCUUUUAGGAUUUUAGGAUUAGAUGAAAGGAAAGGUAGCUGGGUAGUGGAGAAAGAUUUUCAUAGAAAUUUUCAGGUCAAUGUUACAGGGUUUUUUUGCCUUUUCCACCAGUGUCAUUUACCGAAUUGUGCUCAUUCUGGUUAUCCUUGACCAUUAAAACUGAAAACAUUACAAGCGGUUGAAAGGACGUGGAUCCGCACUGGCGGUUACGGGAGGCUCAGGGGCAAAUGGGUUAAGGCCUGCUACUCACCGUAAUAUUUAUGUUGCUGACUUUAGAAGUGUUCUGCUGGUACCGCACAGCCAAGAAAAUAGUUCAAAGUUCACGUAUCCCGCACAAAACUGAAACAACAACAGAAUAGCUCUUAAAUGGUCAAAACCUAAACAGUUAAACCUUCCACGCAAUACAUUCUGGGAAAUCAGUGUUCAAAUUGGGCAAGACAAAAAAAAUGUUAAACACAACUCACUCCUCACGGGAGAUAUGAACUCAAUAAAUUGACCUCGCUCCCAAUGUGUGGCUUCAUAGCUCAGUUGGUAGAGCAACGCACCGGUAACGCGGAGGUCACGGGUUCGAAUCCCGUUGAAGCCCUGAUUUUUUUUCAGGCUUCUUCUUUCCAAUUGCUUAAAUUGGAAAAUUUACUGCGACUUUCAUCUUCAACCGCAGUUUAAAUAUGAAUUAUUUCAUAUACAUCCCAUCAUUUCACUCCUCACGGGGGAUAUGAACUCAAUAAAUUGACCUCGCUCCCAAUGUGUGGCUUCAUAGCUCAGUUGGUAGAGCAACGCACCGGCAACGCGGAGGUCACGGGUUCGAAUCCCGUUGAAGCCCUGAUUUUUUUCAGGCUUCUUCUUUCCAAUUGCUUAAAUUGGAAAAUUUACUGCGAUGAUCAUUGUUCACUUUUAUCUACAACCGCAAUUCAAUUAUGAAUUAUUUCAUAUACUUCACAUCACAAUCAAGACAAUAAUACAUGGUCUUAAAUAAAUAUUUGGUAACAAUCAUACAUGUGCAAAACCACAAACUUUGAUUUCAAUGCAACCUCAAUGCCUUGUAAACUCACCAUGAUAUUUAUGUUGCUCACUUAGAAGUGUUCUGUUGGUACCGCACAACCAGGACAAUGGUUCAAAGAUCAGCACGUCUGCUUUUCGCAGAAUUUCCCACUUGCGAUAGAGAGAGAUUCCGCACACGCUGGUUCAACAAUCGAGGACUGUAUGCUUUCGUACAAAUCUGACUUUAUUCUUCACAAUCCAACAUUACACGUUCCGUUCUACGAUCAAUUUCAAUCUAACUAAAUUCUAAAAAAUGCUGCGUAUAUUAAUUCCGGCGUGGUCACAAUAAAAACGCGGUCCGUUUAACACCCAGAUGCGUAAUUCCGGCGUGGUACUAGAGUAACAAUAAUCAAAUGUGGUCCUAGAUAAAAUUUCAGUUUUGCUCACGUUUAACAUCGAUUCGUGGUAAACACUUGAAAAUUUCAACUAAUACCCAUAUAUUAAGUACCCCCGGGGUGGGUUUACUUGACAAUCAUGGUGCUAAUCCUUAUGUGCGGUUAAGCUAGUAAUACCCGAUUAAAUACAACAUUGAUUAAUUCUAAUUAUCUUAUCCCACGAUAUUUCCUGUUACAAUCUAAACAUCUGUUUUAGCGGUGGCGAGAUAAUGGCUUACUUUAUCAACUACUGAAAAUUCAAUGAAAUAAGAAAAUACAAUCAUAAGCAUCCUAACGUUUCACAACACUGCUGCACAAAUCUGAAACAACAAGAGAACAGCUCUUAUUGUAUUAAUUUUAUCAUAUAUUAAACAUUUGAACCUUUUGGGCAAAUCAGUGUUUAAAUUUUGCAAGACAACAAACAUUUUACACACAAUCAAGACAAUAAUACAAGACCAUGUAUUUGGUAACAAUCAUACAUGUGCAAAACCACAAACUUUGAUUUCAAUGCAACCUCAAUACCUUGUAAACAUAACCUGUCCUUGCACUUUAAGGUUUGCUACUCAAUGUGAUAUUUAUGUUGCUCACUUAGAAGUGUUCUGCUGGUACAGCACAGCCAGGGCAAUAGUUCAAAGAUCAGCACGAGUGCUGCACAAAUCUGAAACAUCAACAGAACAGCUCUUACUGUAUUAAAUGGCCAUAUACUAGAAAUACACGUAUCGCAGAACCUGGCAAAGCUCCGGGGGAGGCCCAUAAAAUGUCAGGGAUGGAAGGGGAAAGAGAAUUGGAUUAAAUUGUGUAACUUGGGAUGGUGGUUUUCAGCACUGGUUCUGAUAUUGGAAGGUGAGAUGUACAUAAUCUCCUUUUGGUUGGAGUAAAUUGGAACCCAGUACUCUGUCAUUAAAAAGGAUUUUCUGGGAUUUAAAUGGGCUUGGUGUUGUUAACGAAGGGUAGUCAAUGUUUCAUGGGUCCCGUGUUCACCCCAUUUGACUCUCCUGCAUUUGUAGUUACCGGUAUAGUCAACGACAAUGGGUGUGAUAGUGAAUCACUGCAGGCGAAUAUGCAGCUAACCCAUGCUAUCUUUAAUGUGUAAUAAUAAUGACAUGUGAGUAGAUGAAAUGGUAGGAGAUAAUGCUGCAGUGAAAAUAACAAGUAAAUUCUGGUAAUUGGAGACAAAAAUAUUUAUUGUUAAGUGAACUACAGCAAGAGAGUGUUUGCACUUGUUGUAGUACAUAUUACACUUGACAACUAAUUGUUUGUAACAGUAAAGUGCAAAUUAACAUAAUCACUUACACUAAAAUACAUAUACCAAUGUGAUAUUUUUCUUAUUUCACCCCGAUUUUUGCCUUUUUCUCCCACUGUGGAGCCUGCUCCCAGGAUGUGUCAUUAAGGAUGCAAUUGAGGAGAAUUAUGAAAAUGAUCAUGACUCAUGAUUAUUGAAUAUGUGGUACCCUCAUUAGCUCUGAAUUAUCCCUGUAAAAGAUACUGAAUCAUUUAUGGAAGUGUUUAUAGUUAGUUGUGUACAUGCAUGAGAAACAAAUACUCAUGCAAGAGUGAAUUUGUAUGAAAUGUCCACAUACAAGAAAUGUUGACGGUGAUCAGUAUUUCAAUUCUCAACAUGCAUGGGCUUGUUGAGACAUGGGCGCCAGAGGCAUAGUUUUUUAAAUUCCUAGACUGACAGUCAAAUGUACACUUUCCCUGACCAAAUGAAUUGACAAUUUGUCCAGAUAUUAAUGGAUUCCAAAUUCCAGUCAAAACUUCGUGUACUGGACACACAUGAUGUAAAAGAAAAGACUUCUUUGUUUUCUGUUCAGGGAAAAUCCGCUUGGUAUUGUUUCAUGGUUUUGUGUUCUUUUGUUUCGUGUCAUCUGUGUCCAGUACACAAAAUAACCACAAAUAACUCCCACCACAACCAUCCUCUCCACUUAUUCAUUACAUGAAUUUAUCAUAAAGUGCAGAAUGGAUUGAUCUUAUAGGAAACCCAUAUCCACUUGUCGUUUAAUUUCUUAAAACAAUAUUCUUCCAAUGGAACAUGUUUAACUUCGGUGAAUAUGCAGGAAUAUGUCACCUCCCACUGACUUCUUUGAAAGAGUUAAAUUUUCCCUGACUUGUACUGAAAUUCCCUGACUAGUUAAAUUGUCCCUUACCGGGAAAAGAAUUAAUUUUCCUGGCAUGGUUGUGAGUAGACCUGAAAUACAGAUGUUGUUUUCGAACAUCAAAUAGGACUGAAAAUAUGAGGUCAGCAAUUAAAUAAAUUUUUGUUAUGCUUGACUUAGAAGACACAGCUGUGUUUAUGUAUAAGGCUGCUAUACAAAGAUAAUAUAUUUUCUUUGGGAUGGUUUUGAUGUUGCCUGGAAACAAAAAAUGCUCCAUGACAUAAUGCUACAUGACGUCAUUGGCGGACACCAAGCAUAUAUUCAUAGAAAGAUACAUAGAAAUAUGGGGAAUCCAAUUUUGCAGCUGACUUAGACCACACGAGGUAAACGCGAUUCGCGGUCUCAUGGGAAGGGAAGAAGGAAAAAUAGCGGUCUUCCCUUCCUAUAAGGCCCCGCGCGCGCCUAAACGUAAUCUCCAAUCUUCUCUCAUCCCAAAAAACACUUAAAUAGCGACUGGAUACGAGUCUGCGUGCACGGUACUCGAGACUUGCUAUUCACUUGGUAUAUCGUGCACCAGAAGAGACAGAAGAGUAGCGCCAAUAACAUUUUACUAACCGCUGCUUGAAGAACUAAACGUUCUUCUAGCCAAGCAAUGCACAAAAGCACUUAAGUCAAACUACGCUGCAGAAGGAGGUAAAGCAAGCUUGCAGUCACCGACUUAUGUGCACUCAGGCCUUCUGACAAUAUCACACAGAAGACGAGGCUAGCCUGGCUUCGCAAAAAGCGUAGUGCUACCAGACACCACCCUAUCGUAAAAUCGACAAAACGGUUAAAAUGUAAAUAACAGUUGUUAAAGUAUAAAUACCUCAUAAAGAGUUGUGUCUGUUUUGUUUUCUUACUGUUUUCUGCCCUAUAGUGUAAACGCCAAGAGUUAAAAUGUUUUGGUUUCUUGAAGAGGAUCAGAUUAGGGACAACUCGGCUGUCCUACGCUGUCCGAAAAAAGCUACAAAAAUUACCAUCAUUUCGCUCCAAUCGCUCCCAAACUUCGCCUGAGCAUAGACCGAAGAUUUUCCUUCUAUGAAAGUGUAAAUUUAGUAAGUUUCAAGAAUCGAGCUAUGGUCUCAACAGGACGAGAUUGAACUCAGCGCGUUCGUUGUCGUUCCUCGUGGCUUAGCAGCCACGCUGCACGUUCGCAGGGGUGCCAGGGUGUCCAGGGCCUAGGAACGCUCAUUUUACAAAUUAGUGGCGGGAAAAAUAAGGGAAAAACAUGCGCGUUUGAACGUGCCUCUUAGCCCUGAGCAACGCCAUCGGUAGUUCACUACAAAGAGGAGCGGUUCAACGGAAGCGCUAAAAGUUCAAAUUAGCUAUAUUUCUAAGGAAAAUCUUCGGCCUAUGCUCAAGCGAAGUUUGGGAGCGAUGGGGAGUGGAAUGGAUAUUGAAGGUAAUUUUUGUAGCUUUUUUUAUUCGGUCAGCGUAGGACAACCGAGAUUUCCCUUGUCUUCUUAUUAGUGGGUGGGAAACCAAAACAUUAAAUUUAAAACUUACUAAACUUGCGUUUAUCAGGAGCCCAUGCGUUUAUAGAGCAGGAAACAGUACGGUCAAGAGAGGAUGAUCUCUAGGUACGGUAUAUACACUUUAAAAGCUGUUUAUGUACAUUUAAUAUACAUGAAAAAAAUUCUUGAUUGUGAUUGGCUAAGAGAAAUGCAGUUUUUUGGUAACACGGCGCAGGAAUUGAAAAGGUAAUAUAUAUAUUAGUGCAAAAAAGAAUAACAAACUUGAUAUUCUGAUUGGUUAGUAAACAAAGGAACUCACUGAGAGCCAAUCAAAUGCGCCAUCUGAAAGGCGUUAAAUAGACCAGUUUCGAGCAAAAAUCGCAAUGUAAUGGCUGGUGUUUGUAGCACAUGUAUGUCCUUUUGCCACCGAAACAACUAUAGAGGGGCUGAAAACUGCUCUAAAAACGAAAACACUGCGAAAAGCACUGGUUUUUGGCUCUCUGUUUGGAGAAAGUGGUGCGUAGAGAAGGAACUUACUGAUGAAAUAGAAAAUUAUUAUGAGCCAGCUGAGCUUAACACUUUGCUCGAACAUUUCUACGCCGAAGUAAACAAUAAAAAAGGCGAAGAUUAUGAACCAGAAAGACUUAAGGUAAUGAUGGCAUCGCUUCAUAGACACUUAAAGAACAAAGGCUGCACCCUGUCCAUAGUGCGUAACCGAGAAUUUAGUUCGUUCAAACAGGUGUUGGAGGACAAAGCGAAACAGCUUCGCUUGGCUGGCCGUGGUAAAAAGAUGGGAUAAAGGGUCAUCACGCUUACAAAGAUUUAUUUAGCGAGAGCCAGAAAAUGCCAAAGACAGGCACACUGGGGCAUUAACAGAGGGAAAUGGACGUAUUGUACAUGUCGAACGGGUGUCGGACACAUUCCACUUGGACAACCACAGGGGACUGGAACUUAUCAGCACCGAGUACCGAAACUGCUAAGCAGUCGUUGACAAUAAAAAGCGAGGGCUUGAGCUUUCCCAAAGAGCCGGGAAGAAAAAAGGACAAGCUCAAGUGAAGAAGUCUCCUUCCUUUUUACGCCCCGCCGCCAGAGCGCCCCGGAGAGCUUGCUCGGAGGCUAGUGAGUACAGCGUGUCUGCUUUAUCGAGAGUUAAAAGUCAAACAAUAAAAUUGCCACUUUGGUACCAAGAAAGUGGCCGUAAUUCCGUAAUAGCUACCGUCUGAUAUAGCGGGAGUUAUUUCCAGUCAAACCCCAAAAGCUUUCGCCCCGGAUCUGGAUUUUGUCCCUAACAGCGAGGUUCCGCUGAGAGCUGGGUGACCACAUGCCAGGCGAGAGUUGACUGUAACUUGCACCCCAAUAUACUGCCAAACGUAGGGAAUGAACUUAAAGUGCUUGAACUGAUCAAUCACAUAGAGACAGGUAGGGGAGAGAGUUGAUACCUCGAGAUGAUUAAAUAACUUAAAUGUGGUCACCAGCAACAGACUUCACUCGCAAUUAAAAACAGGCUGUCUUAGUUAUUUGGUAGUACAGCAAUGAAUGUUUUGAAGCCAGCAGUGGUUGUAAGUAUCCUCUGCUCAUUCUUCCAACAAAUCCGUUGCCUGGAUAAUGGACUUGCAAUUACUCCCCCGAGUAAGUAUAAUGCAACAACGGUGAAAUGAUACAUUUAUGUUUCACCGGCCUGUAAAUAAACGUCAUUAGCCCGCCGCUUUCGAUUUGAAAGAAGCGGAUCCAAAUCUGAAUUAUAUUCACUCUGAUUCCCGAAAGCGAUGCCAAUCAAACAAGGCGGAUGAUUACAGAGUUUAUUUGGAGGAAAUAACCAAAAACUAUCCUGAACAUACUUCGUGCGACUUGUCAUACUUCACGGUUCCUGUUUAGAAACAAACUGAAAACAUUGUCAUUCCUUAGAAUUCUAAAUGAAAGGUUUUGAUAAUGCUUUCAGAUGAAAUACCUGCAGAAUCGGACAGUUAGAAUCCUCUGAUAAAGAAGUAGGAAAGUAUCGAUCUCAUAUUAUAUUAUCCUGAUUAUCCACACAUUUGUUUCUUUGUGCCAACGGCAAAAAUUGGUCAUUGUAGGUCGAAAUAUUUUCUAGAAUACGUACUGAUCCCCGAAAUACUGUUUUAUUAGAUUAUUGGGAUCAGUAAAUCACUGAAAGCUUGCCCGACUUUCUACCUUCUAUCAUUUUUGUGCCUUCUCAAGAGAGAAUGACUAUCUCGGUCUCCUUGUUUUCAUGCCAAAGCUAGUGUUUGUGUAUUCAUGAUUUAUUUAAAGAGUCUUAGUAAAGUUUGCUUAUGAGACGGGUUUGGUACCUGUUCAAACAAUAGUUGAACAAUAUAAGCUAAAAGAUCAGACGUUGAUCUCCAAUAUGGUCUUGAGAUGUCCACUAGCGUUGAUUUUCUUUGAUCGAUUUUACUGACGUUUUACUGCUUACACACGCCAAGUUUAAUUCAUCUACCUCUUUUUUACUUGUUCUCGUGUAAUCCGAAUUUAUUAGUAUAUUAAUGAUGGUAAACGGACUGAAGGCAUUAUGUCCAAUUCCUCCGGUCUGACUUGCGUUGCAGGAGUUUUGCUUUCGGCUUCAAUGGGCCAUUUGCACGAUUACAUCAAUACGCAUCAUUUCCGAGCACCAAAAACCCUAAUAGGCCAUUUGCACGAUGAUAUCAUUUACUACUACGACCAGAAUCCUUCAGGGUUUUCCUUUCUUAUGCAAAUUACGGCUUUUGUCAUUUAAAUGUCGCUAGGAUUACCAAAUUUAAAUAUGAAAAGAGAAACGAAAAGGAUUCUGGUCGUAGUAGUGAAAUGACACCAUCGUGCAAAUGGCCUAUUAGGGUUUUUGGUGCUCGGAAAUGAUGUGUAUUGUCCUAUUACUUUGUGUUGAAAUCAGGGCUGCCGGUAGCCAAUCAGAUUAUUGAGUUUUGUAAUUAGUUGUGAGUAUUUGACUAAAUCUUCGCCCCACCCCACCUCGCCCCUAUUUAUUUAAUUACAGUGGGAUGGAUGUCAUGGGAGAGAUUUCGUUGCGUCAUUGAUUGCGAGAAGGAUCCUCGAAACUGUAUCAGGUACACUUGUUUAUCAUUGGCAGUCUUAACAUCAGUGAUUAAAAAAUUAAAACGACCAGGCUAGUGAAUAAUUGCCUAAGGACAAAUUGCCUCAAAAACUGCAGGGUCGCCGAGAUCUGCCGCGCAUCACGGCUAAGUUCUGAAGGCAAGGUCUCGAAAAAAAAGGAUGAUACACUUUGCGUCAAAUAACGGUGUAAUAUGGUUAAUGAGCUUGAAGUAUACGUGAACCUGCAAGAGUAAUAAAAAGGGAUAUCUUUCAUCAGAUUAUUAUAUGUCGAUAAAGAUGCGUUUUCUCCUUGAAAUGAAAGGCUAUCAUACUGACAUGGAAGGCGCUAUUUGCGUUUGAGGGGGCCCAUAGGGUAAUCACUGGGAAAAGAAAAUUUCCCCAAACGUACAUGUUACAAAUCAGAAAGGAAAAAUCGGCGCGUCAUUUUUGAUUUUUUAUGUCACAAACAAACGUUGUCCUAUGAGUCAAGUUGUGCGUAUACAUGAGUGUGCACGAUAGGCCUUAUACGAUAGGGAUGCACACCGUGAAAACUGAAGAAGGUGUUUGUUUUUAUCCAACAUAAAUCCAUUGUUAUUUAUUACAUUCGAAGAUUCUUCUAGUUUUCAUAUUCGGCCCUGUGACUGACACAUACCUUAACUGUUUUUCAGUGAAAGGCUCUACAUGGAAAUGGCUGAUGUGAUGUAUGUCGGUGGAUACAGAGAUGCUGGGUAUCAGUACGUUUGCAUUGAUGUAGGUAUCUCCACCAGUAAACUGCAAUGAUGUGUACCUUAAACCAGAGGCCAAUAAGGUAAUCCUGCUGCAUUGUAGAUUCAACUAGAUCCGUUUUAGCUCCGAACUCAGCAAGCGAAAUACAUUACAUCAUUAGGGUCCAAUUUGGCUAUCUUAAUUGGGGAAAAUAGAGCUGAUUUGAAACCGCAGAUUGAAAUGAGAGCCAUAUUUCCUUUACAAGGCUGGGAAGGGGAAGCUUCAUCUGACCCGAAGUUUGGCCGCCUGAAAUGGAAGUUUAGGGUGGAAACAGAUUUGGGUAGAAUGGAGAUACGACGUUGCGGAGUCUGAUAGAAUGAAUAGUUGAUAAAUAGCUCCCACACCCACAACUGGUGAACGUGAGCUGUAUUGUCAGCCCUGCCUUUGGUGAUUGUUCCUUCGACUUGGUCCAAUAAUGGUUCGUGUUUAUUGUCUGAUCUAUUUGAACGUUUUCAAAUGUGAUAGACGAUGAGUGUCAAACUGGUUUGAUGUAUAUGUGGCUUUUCAAUAAGUACACAUUCACGUAUAAAGCACCACUGACACCUGCUGGGUUAGUUUGCCGUCACUCAGAGCACCACUUUGAGAAGAUCUAGUAUAGGGUGGGGAAAGUACUUGUCUUUCUGAAACACAUGUUUCUGUUUGUAGCCCUUGGCGCUUGGUGGAAUUUACUCUAAUAAACAGUGGCAGUUAUUUGAUGUUUUGACUGACAUGAGAUACAUAGACGAGCCUAACGGAGUGUUGACAACCGUGGACCUGCAGUUUGGAUCUAGUUAGUUCUUGUCUUUUUUCUCGUAGGACUGCUGGGCAGCAAUGAAUCGUACAAAAGACGGUAGUCUACAGGCUGACCCCAAAAGAUUUCCAAGUGGAAUUAAAAAAUUGGCAGAUUAUGUAAGUAAGCCAAUUUACCGUGGUUUCAUUAUUUUGUUUAGGGCCUGUUUAGCACAUUUGUAGUCCCCCCCCGAAAGUGCAAGCAACAAGCACAGAAUGAGUAGAGUGCUCGAUACCUUUUGUUAGGAAAAGCUAAUAAUUUUAAUUAACAUAGUACUACAUCUGCGGCUUACGCUUAGAUUGCGUGGAAUGAAUAAACCAGGCCUUACCAACGGUAGCCUUUGUCGACAUUUUAGUUGAUAUUGGCAUCAACGUAGACAUGAAACUAGACUGCAAAACAGUCCGUAUUUUUGCGCAUUCAAGUACGCGCAAACAGUCAAACUAAAGGUCUGGAGCGAGGAUGAAGACAGAGAGCGAGACUGCUCGGGCGCAUCGCGCGUGUAAGACCCUCACGCUAUGCUAAACCGAUUUUGAGAACAAACCGACUGUUUUGCAGUCUUUUAAGCGUCAUGAAUUUUUGCAGGUUCACGCCAGAGGACUCAAACUGGGUAUUUAUGCAGGUAAUAAAGACUUAUCAUCCACUUGAAAAUUUUCGACUGAGAAUUACACGAGUUAAUUGUUUUUUUUUUUGUUCAAAACUGGGCUAUUUUCUCCAACGAUGUCAUUUUACAAUUUCUGCAGAUUACGGAACCAAAACAUGUGCAGGAUACCCUGGAAGUAUAAAUCAUGUAGACAAGGAUGCACAGGUUUCUACUUUCUUAAUAAAAAAAGUUUUAAAUUAUGUCUCUCGUUCAUAAUAAAUGGUGACAAUUUAGAUUAAGAUUUUAACCGCCGCCCGGUUAGCUCAGUUGGGAGAGAGCCGGUCUGCUGAGCGGGAGGCCGUAGGUUCAAACCCCGGCCGGACCAACACUCAGGGUCUUAAAAUAACUGAGGAGAAAGUGCUGCCUUUGUAAUAACUUCUGCAAAUGGUUAGACUUUCUUGUCUUCUCGGAUAAGAACGAUAAACCGUAGGCCCCGUCUCACAAGCCCUUGCACAUGUAAUAAAUCUGUGGAACGUUAAAAGAACCCACAUACUCUUCGUAAAGAGUAGGGCACGUAGUGCCCGGUGUAGUGGUCUAUCUCACUUUCACACUCAUUUAUGGGGGCAUCAUCACUCAUUCCUUCAGUACUUGUAAACUGCACCUUAAGCAGUCUGGCAAAGUCCCCCAACCAGUGUUGUAAAUUAUCCCUGAAAAGCCCUGUGGGGAGUGGAUAAUAAGAUAUUUAUAAUUUACAAUUUACUAUGGGGUAACCUCAACACUAACUCUUUUGUUUCUCAAGGGGGAUGUCGGUUACCAAUUCCCGACUCCAAGAAGAAACGUGGACCUUUUGUAGUCUUGCCCCCUUGGCCAUCGGCACGUAAGGCCUGUUUCAAACGUCGUGCUACGGCAGUGCUAAGCUGGCUCGACUGCAGCUCGACUGCAGCACGACAUUAGCACGAGUUGGUUUCAGACGUCGAAUUUAAUUCAGUCGAAUAGAACGGCUGUUGCCGAAAACAAAACACAAAGAUAAAGAAACUGUUUGGCAAACUUUUAAAUGUGUUCUAAUGUAUUUAUAAUUUAUGAAUUGAGUUCGGCAAGGAAUAUGAGUAUUUUCAAAUCUAAAAGAAGUCGGCUCCAUAUGGGAUGCCUGAAUGCACGCUGUGCAUGUUUGGCAAUUUUUUUCUUCUUAAAACUAAAAAUGGGUAUUUUUGUUCAAGUAGCAGCAGUUCAUUCCAUUCUUUACACGUUAUCUAGACAUUUGCAGACUGGGGAGUUGAUUAUCUCAAGCUGGAUGGAUGUAACGCCAACGCCCGAAUGAUGGACGAAGGUUAUCCAGAGUUUAGUCGUGCCUUAAACAAUACAGGGCGACCUAUUGUGUUUUCGUGUAGUUGGCCUGCUUAUCUAGUCUACAUGGAAAUCAAAGUAAGUGUCUUGGGUCUCACUAACGAGAUUGCUAUUAAAUUGCUUUUCAUAGGAGGGUUAAGAAAUGUGCCCUUUCUAACUUUUAAUACUUGCGCGCUUUGCCCACAAUAAGUGAACCUGCAAAUUUGCCUUCAUUAACAAACUGUAGUGGCUUUAGUUUAUUUUUAUUAUAUGAUGAGGAUUGGCGCGCUCCAACUCCGCAUCUUGUGAUGAUUUCUGCCACUACGACAUCAAGUUUUCCCGCCAAAAUGACGUGGGCUCACUCGCGAAUACUAAAUCUCGUACUCGUAGUCGUCCUCGUCUCAUAAUCUAAAGGUCUUUAUUUUCAAAUAGUAAGACGUUAUAGUCUUGUAGUAUAUGGACGAAAAAUCGUAGGCCUCGUCCCUCAGUUUUGCUUGUGGAACGUAAAAGGUCUCACACUGGGACGCACGGGACGUAUACCCCCAACCUUUGAUGGGCUGGUUUGGUAUCGAAGCUGGGACACAAGUUCUGUCCAUCUCCUGUCAUUCCCUUAAUCCACCGUGGUGAAUUUCAAUUUUAUGAUAAAUAUUUGUAUUCUCCUUUCCAAACCGGUUACAGACCCACGCGUGAAAGCUAUGAACUUCUUAAUAUUCUCUUCGCCAUCUUCUAUAAAAUAACAAAGCAAAGUAAUCAAAUAACUUUUAAUUUUUAUGCACGGACAGCUAAAAGCAACAAAUGGGUAAUACUACUUUUUGUCCUCUGUUAUUUAAUUUACAAAAUUUCACUCUUUUACGACCGACAGCCAGACUAUAGGAAAAUUGGGAAAUACUGCAAUUUAUGGAGAAAUUAUGCAGAUAUUCAGGUACGUUUUUCGUUGGGUAUUUUUUCUGUGUUUAAGAUUAUUGUGAAAUCCAAGGAUAGACUAAUUUCUAGUUUUUAUUUGCUGGGGUCGAUAUAAUUAUACGAAACGCGGGCAUAAAUCUGUAACCUCACUUCACGAGGUUCAAUUUGCUACAACCAGUUGCAAAAAUAUUGGAGACACUUAUUUGGGCUUAAAUGACGGCGUGUCCAUGAUAAUGCCCUUGCAACACUCUUAACCUUAAGGCAUACCUAUUUGUAUUCGCAUUAGAGUUUGUGCAGAACGGAAAACGGAGUUGCGCUUUUAUUAGACUGUAUGAAGCUUCACUUUCGAUUACGAGGUUGUGUUUCCUUAUUUAACAAACAAUAAUCCAUAUAAAGCAUACUAGUCGAACUUUGGUGCAGCUGCUAUUAUUGGUCGAUUUAGAAGAGCCGAAUAAUUAGUGGUGGCUUCCCUCUUUCACUUUUGAUCGCAUGGCACACCGAUGAUGUCCAACACUUUCAUUUCUCAAGUUCUCCCUUUCUUUUUUAAUGGAACUGGCUCCGCUGAGCUCUGCCCUAGGAUUGCCUACUUGCAAAACUAAUCUUCAAUCAUGUACAGAAUAAAAUCGAACAGCCAACACCCAUCCUCCCGAAAUCAAGGAUGAAGCGGUAAGAAAGUCAAAAGCAAAACGUGCCAUAUCCCGACUAUCUUUGAUUUGGGAAAGGGAGGGGCAGGGGGUCUGAAUUUUCUAUCUAUUUUGUCCAAGAUGGUUUAUACAAAAUCUUUGUUGGGAUUCUGAGUUUCACUGUUUGAACUCAUGACGAUUGUGCAUUUACAGGACUCAUUCUUCAGUGUUUAUGGUAUUUACAACUGGUACGCUGCCCAUCAAGAUGAUCUGAUACCCGUUGCUGGCCAAGGACACUGGAAUGACCCAGACAUGGUCAGUGGAGUCUCACUGCAGCGCAUACUUCCUCUCUGACCCAGAGUCGGCAAACGCCGAGUCUCGUCCCCCAAACCUUCGUUUCCUUUGUCCACUAGAACUCGAUGGCAAUCGUUUCCAGUGGAAACCCAAAGGAAUUCUAGCCUCUGGAAACGCGAGACUGGUAUCCGCAAGCUCUGACUUUUUGAAGACGGGAAUGGUGCGCAUACAUACCUCACCCCCUUCUUUCUCUUACUCGAAAUCCGCUGUACAUUUGACAAGUCAUCUUGACAAAUGUUUGACGCCCCCUCCACACGUAUCCGGAUAUUUUUGAAAACGGAGAUUUUUUCUUAGUUUUCGAAAAAAUUGUGUAUACACUUGGCGUAUUCGAAUAGUUUUCGGCUGUCCACACGAAAACGGUAAAACGAUUGAAAUAAGACUUCCUCCAUUUUCGUGCGUCCACACAAAUGCGAUAAGCCGGCAUUUUCAAUAAUUUCCACUCUAGUGGUCGUUUUUGAAAAGAUUGACAAGAUUCGUUUUCGGUGACCGUUUCACCUUAAUAAAUGUACGACAGGAGAGAUGACAAAUUUGCAUCAAUAUUUCGAAAAUCAAACAAAAUUCACACUCUCGAUCCCCGAAGUGUCAACAAAAAUAGGACAUAGCCCGCAGCGAAUAACUCCCGAACAAGGCCUCUGUCAAUGCCUUUUUACGGACCGGUGAAUUUUUAGAUACAUCUUGAAGUAGUUUUUCCCGCGAAAACGGAAGCACCGGUCCGUCUAUGAGCGCUUCUAAAGGAUAAAAUUAUGAAUAAGGAAAACUAAACCUCGUCGAAUGUUCGAAAAUACCAUUUUUAGGUCAGCAGGUUUUGCUGUCUGGUUCUUGGUACUUAAAAGAUAUUCUUAAUUUGCGCCAAAAUCGCCUUAAAGAGGGUCUCAUACAAUAACUUACGGUUAUUUAUAUAAAUAGACGUACUUUUCGAAUAAAUAGUUCCCGGACAAAAUUUCUGUGCUGUUUCUGAAUAAAGAAACGUUGAAAAUUUCUUUCAGUUGAUCAUUGGCAACUUCGGACUCAGUUUUGAGCAGUCCAAACUCCAGUUUGCCCUCUGGGCAAUAAUGGCGUCUGUAAGUAUCCAUGGGUAUUUUUUUCUCUUUUUUGGUACAUAAACGAUGUCUGUUUCAGUACUUAAUCUGCUGCUUUUCUCCCGUAUGAGCUUUAGACUGUAUACAUUCUUAUCUCUUGCUUUAGUAAGAAGAAAGUGCACACAUGUCAUUUCUCAAUCUGAAUAAGAGGAAAAACUUAAUAUCUAAGUAUUUUAGACCUCCAUUUCUAAAAACACUGUAAAACAUUACCACAUGGAUUCGAUGUUCCACUGACAAGGUUUACAAGAGCAGCUUGGGUGCCGUUUUCCAGAGACACGACAGCAUUUUAAUUACAAUAAACUAUUAUCCCCAUCAACAGCCUUUACUGAUGUCUAACGACCUGCGUGACAUCGACUCAAGGUCCAGAGAAAUUCUUCUAAACACGUAAGUCAACAAAUGUAAGCAUCUUUGUUCAUAAAAACUGGCUGGUUAUCGUCAUCAUAACGGCUAUCUGCUCCCCUCCACAUCAUCAUCAUCAUCAUCAUCAUCGUAAUCGUCGUCGUCGUUGUCGUAUCCUGUAAAUACAGCCGACUCUACUCGCUCCUCGCCGCUAGAGACGUCGUCUCUCCCGAGAAUCGUCGUCGAUUGUUGUGGUCAUCGUCUCUUCUAUCGAUAGGGAGCUUAGGUACCAACGACGACGACGGCAGAAAAAUGUGACUGAAAAAUAUCGUGUCUCGCUAAAUUUGUCAAAAGUAGGCGAAUUUUCUGGAAGUUGAAGACUUACGGAUUGUAUACAAGUUCAAAUCAUCGUCAUCACCCGUCACAUUGCGAAACGAUAACAUACGCAGGAAGCCAGUUCAAACAUACGAUCUCGAUCACAUCCUAUAGAUCGUUUUCACUGUCACGCAACAAAAAUUAAAUUGGAAACCGUCCAGAGGAAGAAGCCAAGAAAAUGAAAUGUUGUAAAAGACUAAUAUAUAAACAAUUUGCCCAAAAGUUACUUGCCGAAAGGUUUGAGCUUUUUUUGGUGCACCGUUUUUGAAGAAUUGGCCGCCGGAAAUCAACAAAAACAUCUGGAGUUCACUUUUUCUAUAAAAGCUCUUUCUUUUCGUUCGAGAAAUCAUACGUACAUAUAAACAUAUCUUCCCGAUUACAUUGAAAAUCAAGAGAAGAGACUUUUUUUCAACGAGACAGCAUUGCUAUUUUGGUGUCACGCACUGUGAAAACUCGAAAGUUCAAAUUGCUGUAUUUUCGAAACGAAACAUGCUACGGAAACGGAAACCUGCACAAAGAUUUACUUUUUGCUUAUCUUCAACCUAGUGUAAAUAAGAAUUCGUAAAACCUCACUAUUUUGACUUUACAAUUUGAUGACGUCACAUUGAAAACCAUCUAUUUCAAAAUACCUGUGAUCGGGUUCGCAUAAAAAUCUACAAUUUUGUGUAACGUAUUAUCAAGAUUAACUGUGCGCUAUGUAAGGGCGGUUCAUGAAGUAAUUAAGUAAGAAAUUUCUUUUUACACAGAGAGGUCAUCGCUGUGAACCAAGACAGACUAGGAAAGCAAGGGAAGCGAGUAGUACAGGUACCAAGACAUUAUUUUUCAAUGAGCCAUUUUUCACUAAGCCACUUAACCAAGUUUAAGGUCAUCAUCACGUGGUAUUCAACUUGGGACAAGUGCGUUUAAAAUUCGUUUUUACAUUGCAUCGUCUAUGUCCAGUAGGCCUGUGAAGAAGUCAUAUUAAUUAAAUCUUAAGAUCCUCUCGUCUAGGAUAUAUUCAAUCUCACUGGGUGUGACACUCCCAGUGUAACGUUACGUGUUCCGACACUUCCAGGGGAAACAAGUCUUUUCGUAUCUAGGCUACUAGUGAUAGUUCACGUUCACGGCAAAUUACAGAUUUGACCACGUGACUAUAUUCCAGCCUUUUAUACGCCACUUCCACAUUUCCCAUAACGCACCCUAUUUGCCUCACAAAAUUUUGCCUAACUUUUGGUGUUCAUUUUUCCUGGGUAUUACAGCCGUCCCAAGAGGGAAAUGUGUCAAAUGUGGAAGGGGCGUAUUACGCUUUUCCUUUACAACCAUGACAAACAUGAGAAUAGACUGCAUUUUUUAAAAUCGUUGUCGGAUAUAUUAGCAAUAACUGUACAGUGAUCUCUGCUCGUUUGCGUAGAAAUGACGAUUAACAUCUCUUAUUCUAUGCGAUAAAAAUCAUGUUUCUUAUCACUGUGAUGUCUGUUCGUGUAUUUCUUUAUCCUGGCGAUAGAACCUACUGUCCUUUACUGAGGUAUGGGCUCGUCCACUGUCGGAAUGCGGAAGUGUAGCCGUGGUACUCCUUAGCAUACGUUCGGACCUUCCUGUGGAUGUGGAAGCUUCAUUUUGUGAUGUAUGUAUACGUUUCUUAUACAGCUCCCUUUGCUUGGUUUUUACUUUAUAGUACCCCUCCAAAAAAGAAUAAAACGGCUAAUCUCUAAAAGCAAUCUGUUGCUACUUCGGUAUGAAAGUGAGAUUACUGAUUCACGGCUGGUUUGCACGAGACGUCGCGGCGGCCGUGCAAGUGGUCAAGAACAACACCAAUAUGGCAGCCGUUUCAUUGUUUUGGGAGACCAAUAUGGUGCACGUGACGUCAUGGGAAACCAACAUGGACCCCUUGUCUCGUGGUGACUAAACAAGGAUAGUCUAAAAGGCCCUCUUAAAACGUACUUUUAUCCUUACCCAAAACAAAGGUUAGCUGAUAUUACCUUUAGCAGUUUUUUUAUCAGGCUCCUCUUUGUUUCCAGGAGAUCACCAGGAAUGAUUGCAGUGUAGCCUCGGAUGACCUUAUUUUUGGUUGCUUUCAUAGGUGGGAAUUACAACAGAACGAGCUUACGCGCGCGACCUGUUUGCUCACAAAGAAUUAGGAAUUUACAACGAAUCGUUCACAGCCAGGGUGAACCCCAGUGGAGUAGUGAUGGUCAAGCUGAUUCCAAUAUGUGAUGAAGGAAAGACAGAUAAAAAGACCAAUAAAAUGGCUGAUAGUAAGACAGAUGAAAAGGAAAUUGAAAAGACUGACAAAAACAAGGCACUGAAGACCGAUGAAACAGAGGAUCACAAACGUUGCCAGUGCGUAAAGCUAAACUGACCGACAAGGAAACUUAACGUGAAGAUUUUACACAAAGUUGUUGAAACGCUUUGUUGAACAAAAUUUCUGAAUAAACUUAAGUAUAGCAAGAGUUGGAUUCUCUUGGGGAGAAGCUCUCUUAACGGACAGUCUCUUGUAAGCGAAGGGCAGCUCUUCAUACGGCCGCCUUCACAAAACCCCGUUUUACUCAACUCACAUACAAACUCUGUAUUUUUACAUUCCCGUAAGCGGCCAGCUCCAGUUACGGGCUUCCCGAGGGUGUCCGCUUACGAGAGCUUCAACUGUACAACGCUAAAUUUCUAACUUAUCUAUACAACAGUAUAUAGGUAGUAUUUUAUACACGGCUGAACAAGGUGAAGCGAAUCCUGAGCUCUAAUGGACCCAUAUUACCCUCUCGGGAUUUCCGUGCUGUUGAAUAUUCCUGCCUAGCCUCCUCCGCAGGCUUCACCGUCCAGUUUUAGAGAACAGGUAGGAGAAUGGGGAGAGAACGGGGAGUUAAAGUGGCCCCUCCUCAUUUUUUUCUCCUUUUCUCGUUCAGUACUGAUCCGUUACAACUGGACCCUGGGCAAUUGGAGUUGCUUGCGGAGGAGGCUAAGUCCAGCAUAUGGCCAUAAUAAAUCCCUUGUUGACCAAGCUUACUAAGCUUGUUCGGUCAAGAUAUAUGGCAGGAUGUUGCCAUAUACACCUUGUCCUUUUUUUGCUUUUUGAUUGACCUGGACUUCCUUUCGGUUCUAAAAACGUAAAAAAAAAAUUGGCGAAUAUUCAGGCAUCUUGACCUCCCUUCCUUUUAGUCAAUAACGCUAUAUGCCGGCACCCAGCCAGAGGCCCGGGGUGCAGUGGAACAAACAUCACGGUGAGAAAAUCUUUUGCAUAAACAUAAAACUAUGAAAUUUAAGGUGGUGGGAGAACGAAACGCUACAAAGUAUAUCCAAAUCAGCUGAACAGACUCAAAAGAGUAAAAAAAUUGCGUCGCUGCGAAUCACAGCCCAUAUUUUAUUUUCUGAGGCUUCCUAUGAACAGAAUGGUGCGAACUGGGGCGAACCAUUUGAAUUUUUCCAACCGGGAUUUCCGGUUUCCCCUAACCUGAGAUCAGGCAUUAAUUUUUUUUGCUUCUUUGUUUCUUUGGCUCGAGAGGGAAAAAAAAUAACAGCUUGUUAAAUGAAUGUAUCAGGCCUGCCUCGUACCCAGACGUCUCUCUUUUGAUGAAAAUGUGCGCGCAAAGGAAGGCGGGAAGGAGACAACGGCCCGCUGCCUGUACCCUUCCCAUGGUCCCUUGCGGUUCAUCACCAGUCACUCCGCGCGUUUCGCGCUCGCCUCUGCCAUACGAAAAACGAAGCGCCUGAGGAGGCGUUAACCGCCUCCUAAUUUACAUAAUGUAACGUCUACUUGACCUGUCAUGUUAUUAGCCAAUAAGCGUUUACCAUACGGGAAUCAUAUUUUAACGUCUCCUGAAAUAAAUUUUAGGGAAAAGAAAAUUUUUAAGCACGUCCAUGUUCAGAUGGUGCUUCCUAAAAAAAAAUUUAAAUGUGUUGUUUUUGUGAUGAAAUACUGCCAGCUGGAGCUGCCGUACCUUAAUUUAACAGCUACAAAUAAUAAAGAAUUUACAGGUUAAAGCUCGUUGUAUGACUUCGUUCUGUGCCGAAAGCAGUGAAAAAAACAAAUUUGGCUGAAGCACCAUAUUUUACGAACUGAAAGGUGUUGUGAAAGCGAAGAUCGCUCAGAAUAAUUCGCAGGUUUCUGAAGGAGGAAUUACAGUCAAUCAAGGUCAAGAUUCCAUUCACGAAUUGAUUAUUUGAAAAGUGAACCCGUUUAUCGCUUCUCUAACUUGUAGCCGGUAUCGAAUUGCAUUCAAAUGAUCGGUGAAUUUUUGACUGCAACUUUUUUGUUUACGAUGAGAUGGAAAAUAUGAAAUUUCUAUUUAGGCAUUCUUCAAAUUCAAGAAAACUGCUCAUUACGCAAGCAAAAAUGCAGACUGAAAUCAACCACAACUAACGGAUGGCAACCUGAGAUCAGGCCCAAUUUGAGCGGUUCUCAUACAUUCUCUCUAACGGCUACCGCUGACUGAUUGGGCCUCUCUUUUCGUUUCGUCUUGCCCGCCGGAAUGUAAUUCUCAAAGCGAAACGAAAAUAGAGCCUGAUCUCAGGUUAAACGGAUGGCGGCAUUUUGGCCAAUUGGAACAGCGCAAAUCAUCCGUAUUGUUUCCUAUCCAAUCAGAAAAAAGUCCAGAUUCUGGCUUUUUUACAUGUGAUCCGACAAAUAAAUGUAUCAUGCCCUCUUCCCGUGAGAGACAUUAAGGGAUAAUAGGGGGAAGGCAUGAUCUCAGGCUACGUAUAGGUUUCCCCAUGUAAAUGAGCCUGUGUACAGAGUCCCCUUCUCUAAGUAAAAAUCGGCGAAGGGGCGUCUCCGAUUUUUACUGAGGGGAGGGGAGUGUAUACACAGGUUAAUGAAAAUGGGAAGUACCCCGGCCUGGUUUUUGACCCAUUUGGUCCGUGGGUAAUUAUAGAUUUUAGCAGCUGGGAUCUGAAAUAGAAUGAGCAUUUUCUGUUCCGACCAUUCAUUGCUUGUGAAUAGUGUUUCCAGUCAGAAUAGCGUCAGGAAAAAUUUUCAAUGGAUAGGGGCUAGGUAGGUGUUUUAGGAACUGUGCCGAACACCCAAGCCCUAAAUUUUCUGGGAGUACCCCCCCCCCCCGGAUGUUGCGGCUAUCGACUAACUAUCAACUGUACGGGCAAGUUGGUGUACUGAAGCGAAAAGGGGAGUAUCGGCGUUUACGAUGCGUUUCUUCAAAGAAGAAAAAGAUUAUCCAUGUUGUACAAUUCUUGUAAAAAAUAUUUUUCAUUCAACACGCGCGGCUCUAUGAAAAUCUUAGCGUGACAACACUUUGCGAUCAAGUAACUUAGAGUAACUUGAGAAUGAGAUUUGAGGUCCAAUUUUUUAGCAGUUCACUCUCCCGGCACGAUUAAAGCUCACGCGGUCUAAUGCGGGUCGUAUGAUCGACAAAGAAAAACGGACAAGGCCAUGAUGGAGAAGUGUUUCUUCUUUGUAGUUGUAUUUGCCUUUCUGAUUCAUGGAUUUGUCGACGACGGAGUGGUUUUUGGGCUGGACAAUGGCUUAGCUCUUACACCGCCAAGUAAGUCUUAGUUUUGCUUCAGUGGUGCACGUAGCUGGCAAUUUGAUUGAUCUUCAGUUAACAGAAAGAGGAAGUGGCGGUCGGGAAAUGUUCAUUUUAAUUUUUCCAUUUUCUCUUAAUCGAACAGUGGGCUGGAUGGACUGGGAAAGGUUCAGAUGCAACAUAAAUUGCAUUAAAUAUCCCAACGACUGCAUAAGGUGAGCAGUGCGUUAUAGAUAAACCUUCAUCAAAUCUGUUUUAGAUGUGUCAUUCCACAAGCUGCAAGUAACUCAGAGGCUUAUUAUAACAGUUAGUAAUCAGCAGAGGUUCACUCACACAUACACGUACAUUGUCGACAUUGGUUUUUCCGCGAGGAGGGGGUUGACCCUCACAACCUCCCCGGGACACCCGGGGGUUAGAGGGGAUUCGUUGAGUUUGGAGAAAUAAUUUUCUCCGUGGGGUAGGGGCAGUCUUCGGUGUAUUCCAAACUGGCCCAUGUCAAAAGUUGAAAAAACUAUGGAAGGGUCUCUUUGUUCUUAGUAUUUAAACAUUUGCUCACCAGCGUAAUGGCACCAAACCCAUAUGUAUGCGACAAAUGAAUUAGAAAACAAUAGGUGAAAGGAAAACAUAAUCAAUAUAUCUGCAAUAUGUCUGCUCUUAAAUAGAGUCCCAUGCCUACGGCCUGGUACCACAAAUGAUUUCCCUACAGGGAGCUUCUAGCUGAUAAAUAACUUACAUAUAUUCUGGGGUGUCUGCCCCCAGGGAGAGGGAUUUAGUCUAAUUGGUUCAUGUAGUCUUUUGUUUCACCUUAGCUAAAAACAAAUCUUAGGGUGUCCUGCUGGUGGUCAACCCUUGGGAAAGCCAAUAAUGAGUGCAAAAUGGGUUUGAAAUUUACACAGAAAUUGAUAAAUUGCUCUGAUUUUAAUCAUUACAGUGAACGCUUGAUUAAACAACAGGCAGACCGGCUUGCUGAGGAUGGCUAUAAAGAUGCUGGGUAUGAGUAUGUCAGCAUUGAUGUGAGUGUUGCAAUAUUUUAUUAUUAACUAAGCUAAGAAAGAUGAUGGGGUAUGAUGCAGGAACUACAGCCAGGAGGUUAUAAGAGGACAGGAAUUCUAAAGGACAUGGAAUAUCAGGCAUGUGCCUAAAUCAUACCAUCCAAAUUAAAAAGAAGAGCCAAAGAGUACUAGGAACAAUUGAUCAGAGCUGGGUCUGAGAAAUUUUUGAAUGUCAACAAAUUUGAUUCUGAGUGUAUGAGGUUUAAUAUAUGCCAUCAUGGCAACUAUUGUCAGUAAUAAUGAUUUAAAUAAAUAAAUGUAGUAAAAUAAUGCCAUUUAAGGCAAGAAUUCAAUUGAUUUUUCAUUAAAACUUGUAAUAAAUUAAAAAGAAGUAGUUAGUGUACAGUUUACAAAUGAGUAAUUAAUAAAUGAAUUUAAAGUUUACAUGAUUUCAUUUUGUAUAAGGAAAAGGACCUGCCUGCAUGUGGGCAGAACACACACACAUACACACAUGAUUUGAAUUAUAAAGUAAAACAAACUUUUAAGUGUGCAGUCUUAGCUUCCAACUUAUAAAUAUAUAAAUUAAUUAAUAAUAAUUCGUAUUUUGUUACAAAUAGUUAUGGUGAGUCUUGGGACUCAUCUUGUUAACAAAUCAAGAUCGAGUCCCACUACAGAACCAUUGAGUCCCAUUUCAAAAAAUAACAAGUCCUAAAGUGAAAAUGCUUGGCCCAAGAAAUGUGUGUGGUUAAACAUUAAGACACAAGAAAAGCCAAAGAAAUCACAUGAACAGGAUAUUCUACAAAAACAUUCUCAGAUCGAUUGAUCUAUCAAUAUUUGCAUCCUACGAAAUGCCAUGCCAUGAACUUUUGUGUGUCUUUGGGGAUUGUUAUUCAUCAGGGACGCAGGACGCAGAGGUAACAAAAUUAAAGUCAUGAUUGACUUUUUUUAGGACUGUUGGUCAAACAAGAAACGAGACCCUUCUGGGAGUCUUCAGCCAAACAGUACAAGAUUCCCCAAUGGAAUGAAGGCCCUUGCAGACUAUGUGAGAUGUUUAAUAUAUAGUACAUUUAUUAAUUUUGUGUAUAUGGUUAAGGUCAUUCCCUUCAAGAGGAUGUACUGUCCAGAUUAUAUUCAAACUUUGCACAAAUGUCAGCCAUAUAUAGGACAUUCAGAAACUACAAUGAAAAGAUCGGGUCACUUGCUUGUUUUUACCCCUGUGUGCCAGUAUACAUAGGUGAAGUUGCAAUGUUAUUAUAUGUGCACCAAGUGAUGUACAGUGCAAAACAAGGGAAUUACCUUAAGUAAUUUUCUACCUUUUGACUGCAGGUGUACUGUGGGUUUAUCAUUUAAGUUAGGGGAAUAAGGCAGUGGUACGUAUUCGAGAAGGUUUUGGGUGGCUGUGUCUUGCAAAGGUCUCUAAAUUUGCACUCCAUUUUAAAGGAUUUGCAUUGAAGGCAAAGCUACAAGUAUGUUUAAGAGUUACGGUAGAUAAUGGAAAAGGCAUACAUGGGCCAAGGAGGUGCAAAGAUGGCUGUAGUGUUAUCUGUGAUUUGAAUUGUUAAUAUGUUAGCAUCAAGAAGUUUUGCAACUCUUCCGAUCCAUGGAGGGGAUGUUGGUCCAUUGCAGGGUUCUCCCCUGAGCAGUUGGUUUCCAGUACAUCCAUUUUUAAAUAAGAAUUUAAAAUACACCUGGGUAGAGAAAGAUAAGGUGGAGCAACGAUUUUUGUCUCAAGAAACAGUAACUUCAUAACUUCUAUUCCCAGCUGAAUACUAUGAAUUUUAAUUUGUGUUUACAAAAGCUGGUAUUAUGCCCUGUUCUAGAUGUCUCAGACGGUGUAUCCUGUCUAGGUCAAAAUCCCCACAGAGGUCAGCAAGCCAUAUCCCUGUAUAUAGGCACAGUGAGGGAGAACCCUCCAGUGAUUUUUGAAAUUUCAACAGGCCACAGAAAAAAGAAUGUCUAACCAAAUCAACUUAUUUUUUCACAGAACAACUAAAUUGACAUGGAUAUUUCAACUAAGCGAAUAAAAAAUUGGGGGUUAGGUGCACUUUCAGUGCAGUGAAGGUGUUGGCAAAAUCAAAUAAAUUAUUACCCCUGAGCAUCAGCGUACGGGGCGGGGGGGCUGGGGGGGCUGCAGCCCCCCCUGUUGGAAAAAACCUAGUAUUAUUCGGCAAAACUGAUGUACCGUUCGGGCAAAGACACAGUAGGGUGAGACACCUGCUGCAGUGAACGACAGCUCACAACAGACGGCAAAAGACCACUUUCGUAUCACAGUUUAUUACACAUGUAUUGACAAAGUCGUCAGUGAACUUCAAUCAAGGUUUGAGGUCAAUGACCAGGAGGUUUUGUGCGCAUUGGGCGAAAUCGUAUUCAGCCGUUCUCCAAGCAUCAACAACAUCCAAACUGUAUCAAAUUUCUAUGGAGUGGAUAGUGAAAUGCUAUCAAGUGAGAAGUCAAUCUUUGAAAACUACGACUGCGGGGACCCAUGCCAGAGAAAAAACGCAGCCGUGACGGUAAAGACCAUUCAUCAAAAUGGUCUCCAUGACAUUUUACCUGUUCUAUAUAAAGUUACCUCCAUCCUGGCCACAAUUCCUGCAACCUCGUGCUCUGCUGAAAGAUCUUUCAGCACCCUUCGCUGCAUUAAGACAUUUUUAAGAUCCACAAUGAGACAAGACCGACUUAGCAGUAUCGCCGUUAUUAACAUUGAAAGAAAGUAUGCAAACAAGACAAUGCAGAAUGACAUGCAAAGGAUUAUUGACAUAUUUGGCUGUCGAAGUAAUCGUUCUUCAUACUUCUUUUAGAGCUCAAAUGGGUACGUUUCAUCUCUCACUUCAUGGUUUUGUAUUUUAGAAAUGUUCAUCUCGAUUUACCGAAAAUAUUUGCUCUAUUUUUAACGCCCGUGCUCUCACGGCAUGGCGAAGAAAACUUGACGACACGAAAGAAUCAUCUUGUGCAUCUGUGACCAACAAGUUUCAUUCGGGCAAAUUAUGUUCAGCCCCCCCAACAAAAUUUUUCCCGUACGCCAAUGCCCCUGAGAACAUAAGUUUCCUUAGCAAAAACGUUUUGUACUUUAUUUUCAUAUUCAUUGUCUGUAAAUCACAACAAUUUGAUCUUCCAAAUUAAAAAUAUAUUUUUAUUUAAGAGUUGCGGCAUCCUUAGGUUUUGUGAUUUUACUAAUCGUUUUACUCUUGUGAUACACAGUUGCAUGGCAAAGGACUGAAACUUGGAUUGUAUGCCGGUAUGUGUCAACUUAUCAAAAUGUUAAUAAGAAAGCUGAAACAACAACUUAUCACUAGCCAUCCCGGCCCCCAGUUUUCCUAGAAAUUGUCCUCUGGGGAUUUAAACCAGGUAUCAUCUGGUGGCCUUGUCCAAUUCGGUGAUUUUGAAAAGCAGAUCCGUCAAUCUCGCCAGUAUUUUGAGAGUUAGAAUCACGCCAGUCUAGUCAUAUGAGAAAAAGGGUGGCUUAAGAAAUAGCUUUUAGUUAUAAUUAAAUUAAUUAUCUUUUUAUUUGUGGAUCAGAUUAUGGUUUUCUGACAUGUGCUGGUUAUCCAGGAAGUAUUGAUCACAUUGAACAGGAUGCAAAGGUAAAACAUUGAAUUUAAAAUAUAUUUUUAAACAAACUUUUGCGGCCUUCAAAUAUUACUGUAUGUUACUUGUUUAUUACCUCAGAUAGUUUACUCAGGGGCAGGAUUGUUGGACUUAAAAAACUGGAGGAAGGAGGGUAAUGGUAAUCUUCAGAAGAAAGAUUCAAUUAUUGAGUAUGCUUUUUAUGUAAUUGAGCCAAAAAUAAAACCUGUGUGUAGAAAUUCAUAUUAAGUUGAAGAAGAAAAAGCUGACAUUUUGCCUUUUUAUUGAUAACACAGACCUUUGCCAGCUGGGAAAUUGACUACCUCAAAGUUGAUGGCUGCUUUUCUGACCCAUCUACGUUUGAUGUUGGUUACCCCAAGUUCACAGAGGCUCUAAAUGCAACUGGACGACCAAUCCUACUAAGUUGUGAAUGGCCAGAUUACCAGCAAAAAAUUGGCAUCAAGGUGUGUAAUCAGACAGUCAGAUGGGUAAAGUAGAGCUAGUUGGGAGCAUGAUAUCCAACAAAAUUAGUUAAUUUCUUUAAAAUACUUUUUCAGAAGGUGUUAAUAAUUAACUAGAAUUCGAAUAUCUUCUCUAUUAGCAUAUUUUUCGUAAACUUCAUCUGCAUGUAACAAAAGUCCUUUCAAUGCUUUACAAGUAUUUGGGAGACAGCCCCCUGUGAUAAAUCAAUAAUGGUCCUGCUUUUUAAGGGACUUGGCUUGCUCCUACUUUUUUCAGGGAUUUACCAACAUCCACCAUCAAAAAGAUAAUAAUUAUAUAUAUUGGGCUAUUGCCUUUUAAAUCCCCCACCCCCCAACCCCCCCACCCUGCGGUUGAACUGUAACUUACCCCAGGAGAAUUGCAUGGUUCCUCAACCGGGGGGCGGGGGGAGGGUGGGGGUGGUGCAGAUAUUAAGUUAGUGCAAUAGCCCAUUCUGUAUCAGCCUCUCACCACACUUCUUUCAGUGCGAAUUUAAGUUUAAUAUUAUUACUUUUGUUUGCUUCAUUUAUGUUUUCUGAUCCCUUCCUCUCCCUAAGAAAUUGAUUUCCUCAGUGGACCUAACUGGACAUUCAAUUAUUUGUCAUCUUCUGGAAAUUUUAAAAGAUAAAAACUUUUUAGAAAUUAUGAUUAUAGUUUGCAGCAUGGCUGAGUGGUCACUGUGUUGGACUCACAAUCUGGUGGUCCCGCUCUGGUCACUUGCUCGGCUGGAUUUCAAAUCCUUGGCCACUCUUGUAAAUAGCCAGCCAAUUGGUUGCCUCCCGCCAGUUGGGGUUUUUAAUCUUGUUACACUUAAUUAAUUAUAUUUGAAUUAUUUGUUUCUAAUUAUUUGAGUGGAAUGCCUGUAAACUAGCUAGAUAAGCUAAGCAUGAUUUCCACUAUAUAAAAACAAACCUUAAUAACCUUCUUUUUUAAACUUUUAAUAUUAUUAUUCAGUUGGACAAAACCUUCUGGUUUAACACCUGUAUUUAACAUCUGUAAAAUAUAGUUUGUUUUAAUUUAGCUUAUAUAAGAGUUCUCUCUCAUUACAGCCUGACUAUGCUGCUAUAGCGAGAAACUGUAACACCUGGAGAAAUUAUCAUGAUGUUCAGGUUGGGUUUUAAUAUUUUAUCAUUUAGUGUUUUUACAGCGUGCAAAGAAAGUAGUGUCCGAUAGCCCGGGGCUAGUGGAUUUUGCUAUCAGGCUAGUGAAUUCUGUUAUUAACUUGGCCGAUGGGCAAGUGAAUUUUUUUGAGGAAUUCAAAUUGCAGAAGAACUUUGAAAUCAAUCUGCUCAUCAAACGUUUUUGGGGCUAGUUGGAAUGAUAUUUGGGCUAGUAAAUGUUAGCCUCAGCUUGCCCGAAUGGCAAGCUGUAAAAAUGACUUUCUUUGCACCCUGUUUUGGUUUGCUGAAUUUGGUUUUCAAUGCCGUAUAUAGUGAUUGCCAGAAUGGGACAGUUUAAUAAUGAGAAACACAUGAUUAAUGACACGUUGUGGGUUAAGUGCAAAUGAAAAGGUCUCCAGAUUAAAGUUCUUCAGAGGUUGGCCUUCUUUGUAUAUACUUAUGACACUUUGCUGUUGGCAGUCUAAGAACAUUAAUUUUCAUUUGCUCAUGUUUAAGUUUUGAUACAAAGCAAGAUGAAAAAAUCCUGAAUACCAACUUGACAUAAAUAGUAUAUGUACAUAUAUCACUGACAUUAAUUUUUGAAAUUGCAGGACCAAUGGUCAAGUGUCUUAAGCAUUGUUGAUCACUUUGCUGAAAAGCAAGACACUUUUACAGCAGCAGCAGGACCUGGUCACUGGAAUGAUCCAGAUAUGGUGAGAAUACUGUGUACAGUCAUUCUGAGUCUUUUCUGAGGCAGGGGCAGGGGAGAGGCGUGUCAAAAGUUACAAUGGAGGUGAAAAGUCUCACUUAAGGUCACUUAACUAAGAGGACUUACCACUUCUCCUCUUCGGCCCCCGAAUAAUGUUGAAUUUUCAGGAAGAUGGGUACAGAUAAGUUUGAAAAACUGGGGGCUUUUUGGCUUUGUUGCAUCACAUGCCUAAACAUGGUCAAGAUGAAAAGAGUUGAUAUUGGCUAGGCAGGUUACCUUAUCCACCUAGGGUCCCUGUGACUUCCACAUUAACAGUCACCAUAUAUACUGGUGCGUAUCAUGAUGCAAUGAUUGACACUGUAUUGGCUAUCUAAAAUGUGUGUUAGAGCGUGUAAGUUUGACUUUUGCUAGCAUGUUAAGUGGGAGAAUCACAUUUUUAAAUUUCUUCUCUCCAUACAGCUUAUAGUUGGUGAUUUUGGGCUGAAUUUUGAACAGUCAAAAGCCCAAUUUGGUCUUUGGUCAAUCCUAGCUGCAGUAAGUUUUAAGAAUGUGUGAGCAUUUCCUUUUUCAGUCAGAAUGAGUUUGUUUGAUAUAAUUCAUCAAGGAGGAAAGUUUUCUAUAUAAGUGUUUCAUAACAUGGCUCUCUAGAGAGUUUUCCGAAUAAUAAAAUAUUUCAAUGUCACUGCUAUUGAUUUCUACUGAUUACUUUUUUCUUUUACUGUGCGAUGAUAUCAGUGAUAGUUUAAAGCUCAUUAUCUGCACAGAAAUUUUUCAUGGCUGCAUAAUCAUAAAUUAAAAUAUAAUUUUACAAUUAUUAUUAUAAUAAUAUUAUUUUACGCAAAUAUUUUGAAAGUAAUUUUUAGGAAUAAUAAUUUGGCUUUAAAUUUUUUAAUAUCUUUAUAAGCUGGGAACAGUAGAAUAGUUUGUGCCACCAUAUCAUCUUGUUUUUAUUUUCAGCCUCUUGUUAUGUCCAAUGAUUUAAGGAAUAUUUCAGCAGAGGCCAAAGAUAUUCUUCUCAACAGGUGAAAGUAUUUUAAUUAACUAAGCAUGAAACAAUGAUGAGUAGUUUUGAAAAUCUGAAAAUGUACUGGCAGUUGUCUCCAUUCACAAAUGCACUGUUUCCGUUUGUUUCAAGCAAUAAUCUGGGAGUACUUACAGAGCUCAUGGAGAAGGAACAUCAAUUUGAAUUCAAUUUUCACUAUUAAUUUCCCUUUCCUUUCAGAGAAGUAAUUGCUGUUGAUCAAGACAAGCUUGGAAAAAUGGGUCGGAGAGUGGUGUGUAUGAUUCUCCCAUUAGUUAUUUGUUUAUAAUAUGAAAAAUAACGUAACGCAGAAUUGCUUAACUCUCCCUUUUGUCUCCUUAGAUGAAACAAAACACUUCGGAAGUGUGGUCACGACCUCUUUCAGAUGGCAGUGUCGCUGUAUUGUUAUUCAAUCGCAAAUCUGAUGCAGCUAUUAUAGAAGCAGAUUUUAAACUGGUAUGUAUCAACUGUUGAUGAUAGAGAUGGCGAUACUUGAUGAUAAUAAUAAUGGUGGUGAUAAGUCUGAUAUUGAUGAUAAUGUCAAAUGUGCCGAAGGACAAGGCAAAUGAUAAUCUAGACUAGCCCACAAGUAGACUUUUUGAGCCACGAAGUCAAAAAUUGAGCAAAGAUCAAAAGAUGUGACAGUUUAUUUGUCUUGCCUACAGUGAUUCAAAUUUAGUAUGCAAUAUAUUGUGGGGCAAAAAUGUUUCAGAGUCUCAGUUAUCCAUGACUGGCAAGUACAGCUGGCAAGUGCAACAACAAAUUUCAAGGAAGUAGUGUGUCUUUUGUAUACAGAGUGUCCUAAACUCAUCAGCCCAGAAAUUUCAGUUUCCCUCCUGACUGACCACCCAUUAAAACAGACUUUUGGGAAGUCUAUUGAUGAUGAUGAUGAUGACGGUUAAGUACAUAGUAAUGGCGAUUGAGGGUGAUGAUGAGUGUUAGUGUCAGUGGCAGUGAUGGUUGUUUGGACAGAGCAUAAGUGUACCAUUUUUUUGACUGCCUGUUUCAUUCAAAUCGAAUCAGAAUCAGAUUAAAGUCAGCUAAGGAGAAGGCAUCAUUCACAUAAAAUAUCACUUGAGAUUUCAAGAAACAGAACAGUCACAUUCCUACAAGCCAACAUUAAAUCAUCAAGUUUUCUCACUCUCAGGUCUAGGCUGCAAAAAAAUUCAAAACCAUACCCAUUGUUCUCAAAUCCCCUUUCUUUUUUGGUUUUGCAGAUCGGAAUUACAUCAAGCACAGCCAAGGCUAGAGACCUGUUUGCUCAUAAAGACCUGGGAAAGUUUACGAAGUUCUUUAGUUCCAAAGUUAACUCAACAGGGGUGGUGAUGGUUAAAUUGACUCCAGUUGAAGAUGUUUUUUACGGAGAGCUGAGAUUCAUUUGAAAUAACAGGCUUUGUUUGUCGCUUUUACAGGUUUUUUAAACUUGUGGAUGAAACCUUAAAACUGUGACCACUCUUAAACACGCAAUGGAGCAGUAUUUUUCUUUACUUGUCUAGUUUAUAAUAGCUGUAGCUCUAUUUGUUUUAAAACAAUAAAUUACGACUGAUCAAUUCAACAGAUAUGGCUAUUUUACUAACUUUUGGGUCUGUGGAUGAGAUCCUAAACAAAGUUUUAAUAAUAUUAUUCAGUGUUAAACAUUCAAAUGAUGGCUUUGGAGUAGAAAUUGAUGAUGAUCCUGCUGAUAAAAUUUAAUUUUAUGUAGUCACUUACUAAAAGAAAGUUUACAGUGUUGUUAUAGCAAAACAGAAAGAGGGGGAAAGUAUUUUUUUUGUGUGUUAAAAUCGAAGUAGCAGCUAACACACUCUAUUCUUCUAGACACAUUGACUAAGACAUGCACAUCUACUUCUGUAAUACCUAUUUCAAUUAAGGUUGCUCCCGUGAACCAUGUUUCAUAGCUUAUGGUAAGCCCUUUUGUAGCGGGAAGUUUAAUCUUGUUCACGUUCAUUGAAAUAAUGGAGACCAUUUGUAAAAAGGCGUUCAAGAGAGCUUUCAAGUCCAAUGGCUGCUGUUUAAAUUCUUAAGCAUGAGCGAGCUGAAAAUUUUCAUUUUUAAAAUCUCAUAGCAAAAAAUUACUUAUUACUAAUUAUUUCUUUUAACAACAUUAAAUGAAUAGGCCCG